Molecule: messenger RNA, 60672 nt
Organism: Cinara cedri
Lineage: Eukaryota; Metazoa; Arthropoda; Insecta; Hemiptera; Aphididae
Source: the annotation of a GenBank genome assembly
AUGGAUUAUAGAUUAUUGUGGUUUGUAAAAUGUAUAAAUAAUGUAUUCGAAAUUGGUACCGAAAGUGAAACGGAAAAUCUGUUUAUGGAAACUCUGAAUAAAAACGAAGGAUUAUUGAAACGGCAAUUUAUUCAGUUUCUUGAAUCUUCGACAAUCAAUAGAAAUAUUAACACUAAUAUUUUCUACGUCUAUAUAACAACGGUAAAAAAAGUCAUCAAAGAGGAAAUUGAAGUCGAAGAAGAACGUGAGUUCCUGUAUAAUUUGUAUGUAUUGCGUGUUAUUAUUUAUAACGUUAUGGUCCGUAUCUAUGCUUAUAUACUUUGAAAAUAACAUAAAACUUUUAAUAAAAAACUAGGUAGGUAUUAAUUACCUACUAAAUCCGUGACAGACAACCAGGCUGUAGGUCAUUUGGUUUUUUACAAUAUAAAAAGGUAUUAAUGCGACUACCCCUCAUUUCGCGCAUCGUGAAAGCACCAUGAGCCAACAAAUAUCGGGUAGGUUAGGCCGGUUGUCUGCAACAUUCAAAAUUCAAAGAAAAUCAAAAGUAUAAUAUAUAAUUGCAUUAAAAAAAGUAUGGUUAAAAGUAAAGACUAGGUAAAUAAUCUAUUUCGGCUACCCACACGUGUAGUGUACCUACCUAUAGGUGGUAUUAUGUAUCUGGUCUCUAUAGAACUAUAAACAUGGUUUAACAAUAUAAUAAUUAGGGUUCAGAUGUUUAUGCACUGAAAAAUAACAAAAUAUGCACUAAAAAUGAUAAAAUAUGCAUUUUUAGAUGAAAAACACCAAAAUAUGCGCAAACAAUUUUAUUUCACCUUAAGUAUUUAACUGUCAUUAGUAAGUAGUUAUUUUUAUUUAAUAUUUUUGUAAUAUUACAUAUACAUUUACAAUAAAAGCGUUACCUACACUGUGAUACGAUAGUUUUUUUUUUUAAUUUGUUCAAAUUUUAUGCUUUUUUGCUUUAAAUAGCUCGUUAUUAAUUUAAAUUGUUUUUAAAAAAGUUCAAAAAUGUACUGAAAUAUGCAUAUAUAUUCUUAAAAUCCCAAAAUAUGCAUUUAAAAUAAAAAACCAUAACAUUUUUAGAAAUAGGCAAAAUAAAAAUAGUAUUAUAUGUUUAGUAGAACAUGAAUCAAAUUCGUAUCCAGGUUAGCAUUAAAUUGGAUAAAUAGAAAAAAAUAUUUAAUCUCAUAAACAUCCGAAAUCUAAUAAUAGUAUUUAUCUAAUACAAUUAAAGUGCAUAGUUUGUUUAGUUUUUAGGUUUUUUAGUUAGUAGACCACCGAAUUGUGGUCAUAAGCUUCUCUAUCAGAACACACUAGUUAAAAAGUGGUUAAAUAAGUGUAGUGUGUACCAGGGACUGGUAAAUUUUGGUUUUUACGGUUCCGGUACUUUAUUAUUUUAUUAAGAGGUUCUGGUUCCUGUUCAGGUUUAUGCCAAUUUUUAUUUAAGGGUUCUGGUUCCGGUUCCGGUUUUGAAAAAUUAAGAGUUUAAAUUAGGGUUCUAGUUAAAACCAGUAUUGAACGAUUCCAAAAAUACAUAUAUUUUUAUUUAUUCAUGCACGGCCUCUUGGUGGUUUAUUGGCGUUUCUCAUGUUCCCUACGUAAGGGGACAAGGCCUGCGGAUGACGAUUCGAUGCUCACCGUGAGCAACUUUUCCUUAUACAGUCCACUAUCGAUGACUCCACAACUUGACAACCUGAUGCAACUAGCUAUUCGAAUGACGGCUAAACUAGUAUGUUGAUGUAUUACAGAACCCUAAUUCGCUGCCGAAACAGUGUGUGUUUGUCAUUUAUUGACAAUAGUCGAUAAAGUAAUAAUAUAACGUUGUAACUUAUUAGUACCUAUGUCCUAUAGAUUAUUUUUAUUUUAAAUUUAAUAUACAAAAAUAAUGUUCAUAAGUCAUUACAUUACUGUCGUUACUUAUUAUGAUUUCACGAGAAAUAAAAAACUCUAAACAAAAAUAAAAUAGUUUAUUAAAGCAGUCGUAUUUUAAUCUGUGGUAUAGUAUUAUAGCCGAUAAAUUGAGUAUAAGCCACGGAGGAAAAAAAAAUGUAUCAAUGUAAAACCCGUUUUAUUAAUUUAAAACUAUGAGUUCCGGUUCCGGUUCCCAAUAUUUUUUUGGUUCGGUUUCAGUCCCUAGACUGUAUACUAACCGUACGGAAAAUUCGUGUUCGAAUCUAAAUUUUUAAUUUUGACAUUUAAACAAAUUAUAGAUUGUAGAGUUUUAUAUUAACAAUUGGUCGGAAGAGGGGAACUCAAUUUUUAAAAUAGUAUCUCAGUUUUUGAUUUUAGUUUAGUACAAAGAGAGAAAAAGGGUUAGUCACAAAAACUGACUUUUUUGAAAUAAUUUAUAAGAUUAUUUUUUUCCCGGAAAAUAAUAGUUUAUUUUAAUUAUAUAAUUUAUUGAAUUCAAUUUGUAGUUUCUGAAUUUGAAAUUCAAUCACUAAGAGAUUCUGAUAGUAAAAAAAAAAAAAAAAAACAUAACCAAGAAAAGAGGAAAAAGAAAAGACAUGUACAUACAGAAGAUACAUUAACCAGUGGCGAUUCGCCAGCAACUGAUUCUGAUAAAGAAUCAGACGAUGGAAAAUCUAGAGAUGGUUAUUCCAGUCCAGAUACAGGUAAUUAGAAAAAAAGAGUUGAUACUGCUGAUGAGUGCGACACUGGUGUAGUCGUGUAGGUCCGAAUUUGGGAAGUUAUAGAAUACAUGAAGUUAUUUAAUUUAUAUCUAUAACUUUUAAGCAACAAUAAACCAUUGAUAUUUAAUGAAAAACGAUUCUAAGCGAACUUGGUUUAUAUUUAUAUAAUUUGAAAGACCGUAAUAUUUACCAUUUUCAUUAAAAUUCGAUUUUAAAACCAUUAUGAAAAAAAAAUUACUAAAUUACACUACUUUUUUUUCGACCACUAAGUACAACUUAUAAUAAACUUCCUGAUGACUUUUCAAGCAUUUCUAUUCGGUUAAACAAUUUUAUCCAUACAGUAUCUACCAAAGAAAAACUAUCUAUGUAAAAAAAUCUAGAAAAAUAUGUAAAAUGUCGUUGAAAAAUAUUUUCAGAAUAUCUUAAAAUUUUUACUAUGUUUAGAAAAGACCAAUAUAAGUUAUCUGUCAAAUUUUCAAAUCCCAACGAAUAUUUUCAAACUGAAUUAUAGCAAAAAAAAACAAAAAUGAAAUUAAUGAAAUCAUUAUUUGUGUAAACUUUCUUGUUCUUUCUGUGUUUUUUCGGUUUUGCUCAAUUAUUAAAAAAACUGCACGGAAUAUCAAAAAAACGAAUUUCUAACUAACCAACUAGAUUUAAAUUGCAAUAAAAAAAAUUAUUUACGGUAUUUUAUUAAAGUUAAAUUUCUGAUAGAAAACAUAGUGCGUUAAAAUUAAAAACAAUAAAAUCGGUAAUGUCGCGGCUCAAGGUAAAUUUUUACCGUUUUAACUAUUAUUUUGAAAACACCUUAGAAAAUCAAAAUAUUAAUAUCUUUAUUGCACCAACCAAAUUGAAAAUUCAACAAAAAAAGGUCACUUGUCAUUUUUCGAUUGGAAUAAGUUUUAUGUUAAUAAGUUAUUUACAAAAUAAAACAUACCAUAGUAAAACCGAUACAAUAUUUCUGUUACGUUACAGAUUUAAAAAAAAUAACUAUAUAACUAUAUAAACUGUAUAUAUAUUAUAAUAUAGAUAUGUAUGUUACUGUGAUUGUCUGCAGUUGGUGAAUGCUGAUAGCCAUUAGUAAAUGUUGGUAUAUUGAUUAAAUUUGUACUAUUUGUAGUACAUUCACUAAUGAAUGUUGAUAUUUAUGUAACGAUUUUGGCGAAUGUUGUUAAUGCCGAUACUGUUUCGCGGAUAAGCCGCCACAAUAUUAAUACAGUUAUUAUUAAUCUAGACAUACCUACUACUUAGCAUCUAUAUAAUAGUAUAGGUAGUUUACAACUUGUUAAUUGUUUUAAAAAUGUUUUAUUUAAAACAAAAGUUUCUUUCGAAUAAAGUUGCGGAAACUGUCCGUUUUCGAGUCCCAGCUGUUGAUCUUAGUAAAAUGGAUUCUCAAAAUAUUUUAGCCGUAUUAUUAGAUAUAGUAGAUAAUGAUAUUUGUAAAUUACCAUUUACAAAAAUGGUGUUGUAAAUCAAUUAUAAACCAGAAAUCAGUUUUCGGUACCUGUAUGUAAAGAAAAUUUAAUACGUACUAAGGAAUCAACAAAUUUCUUUGAGGCAAGUUUCUCAGUCGAAUUCGUUUAUUAGUAGGCAAAGAUAUACGCGAUAUAAUUGCAAAACAAAGUGCACCAGAAAAAAAUGUGGUUUUAAAAAUGUUGGAAUUUUAUGUAACACAAAAUGUCAUGACAGUUUGUCAUGUUAUAUUAUAAGUAAUAAAAUAAUUAAUAAUCAAUAAUUUUUUUAUGUAAAUGUCUAAAUUUUUCAACAUUUACCAAUUUAGGAGGUGUGUGUCGACAUUAACCUGUGACUGUUAGCAUUCACCAACUGUGGACAUUCACAGUAACAUAUAUAUAUAAAUUAAAAAUAUUUAGUAAUCAUAUAUGGCAAAUUCUUGGUUGUAAAAUGAUUUCUUUUAAUGUUAAGAGUUUUCAAUCUUCCGUUUCCAAAUGCAAUUUAAAGUUAAGUUAAACAUCUUGAAAAAUAAACUUAAACUUGGUAACAAUUUCAAAAAUAAAUUAAAUUAUACAUGAAAUUAUUCAUUCAAUAAGUGUAGGUAAUCAAAAUUUUCAAUAUAACAAUGUUUUAUACACAAAAGUACACACAAUUAAGGUUUUGUCACCUUCUUCUAAUUCUAAUCUUGCAAGGCUGGUUUUAGAAAAUAAUUUAAGAGAUUGAGAGAUUUUAUUCCUUUCAAACGCUUUUCAGAUAGAAAAUCAGACUGAGGAGGUACUUUAGGGGGAUAAGUAGUUAUUUUGAUUUUUCCAGUAGUUUUCCCGAUAAAUUGGUAAAUAAGUACAAUAUUAAACAAAUCUUAAAAAGAAAAUAUAUAAUGCAUAUGUAAUUAAUUCAUUAAUUAAUAAUGCAUAUAAUUAUCAGGGCUGGAUUUUAUAGCACUUAAAAUUGCAUAAAUAUGCGCUAUAAUAUGACCAUAAAUACGGGUAAAUAUGCAAAAAAAAAUUUGAAAUUUAUUAAUCACUUACAAAUUAUUAUAGGUCACUAGGUACCUAUUAAGUUUUGAAAUCAUUUAGUCACUCUAGAUCAGAAUCCUGAAGGGCUGUAAAAAAAUAAAAAUACUUGUUUGAUGAAAAUUGCAGUCAAUAUCGAUAGAAAAACACCCCAACAAAAUCAGCAGAUAACUCGUUUAAAAUUAGAACCAAAUAAUAUGAAAUACUAGGAACGGUAUAUUUACUUUGACAAUUUGACUGACAAGAAUCUAAAGACAUGUUAACUGAAGUAUAAUUUCAUAAAAUAUGACCAAUUUUGAUUCAAAAAUAAGUAAAAAUACAAACAGUCUCAAAAAGUCGCAAAAUAUUCAAAAUUAGAGUUUUAAUUUGAAUUCUCUGUAUCAUGAAACAUAUUUUUAGCUUACUCUACUAUUUCUUAAGCAUCUCAUUAGAAAUAUGCAAAUGCUAUAAAAUCCCAACUCUAGUAAUUAUUUUACCAUAGUAUGGCAUAUACAUUUUUGACAAAGCAACACUAUAAACUGAACUCCACUCAGAAUCGUUUUUUCGUUAGCAAUGGUUUUAUCGUUACUUACAAAUGUACAUUCAAUUUUCCUUCUACUACCUUCCUAACUUCUCACCUAUAACAGUGACUGCACUCGUCCCUAUUAUCCUAUGGCGGCUUUUAUUAUUACUUUAUUAUAUGAUUAACUUUUAGCUAUACAAAUGGCUGAUGAAGAUGGAAUAAAAAAGCAUUCUGAAAAAUUUUACAAAAAAAUUAAAGUAUGUAUAAAUAUAAGUUGAUGUAAGUAUUGUAGGUGGUGUUCAAAGACAUGAAUAAAGUUGUGAAAUAAUUUUAUUGUUUUAAUAUAAAAAUGUAUUUAUCAAAAUAAGUUGGAACUGUUAACAAUAUUUAUUUUAGUUUAGACAUAACUACAUAUUAAAAUAAUUUUCUAUAAGUCUAAUUGAUUUCAAAAGCUGCUAAUAAGCUACAUUCAUAUAAAUGCAAGAUUUUCGUAACUACACCUAGACCACAAUCUAAUCUAGUUCACUUCCAAGUGUACUUAUCUAUCUUGCGUGCCUAGGUAUUGAUUGAUUUUUUAUAUAGGCAUAUUUUAAUAUAUUGCUUUAUAUAGUAUAUAGUAGAACAAAUUUUAGACAGCGUGUUUGAUUUUCUAAUAGCCUCGCAAUAGUCGCAAAGAAAAUGUAUAUAUUGUCCUUCAUAAAAGCGUAACUAGAUCUUUUAGGUUACUGCAGGGGCUUGAUUUCACUGGUAAAUCGUCCACCUUCUUGGCCAAGGCAAGGUUCGGGGAUGACCGAGACUAUUCUCUCUGAUUCCGUACAAAAACAUUAUCUCUAUGAUUCCUCCCAAACUUUGUUUUUACCUCCUAUCUAUUAAAAUUUAGACUGUCGUUCAGUCGUCUCUCCGUCAUCGCACUCGUUUCACCACCGUGGUAUUGUUAUUGUGCCAUGACGUCGUCCGUCGUUAUCGGCAAUUCAAAAAAGAGAUCAGAAAAAAAUUAAAUAACUCAAAUAUAUAAUGCAUGUAGAAAAUAUAGUUGACAUCAAUAGGUUUACACAUAACCUAUACAAAUAAUUGAAAAUAUAUUUUUUAAAAAAUUAAAACAAACUUAGUUUGUGGUGUAAUAAUUACUGGGGGAGAUCCGAAUAUGUCGUCUUAAAGUUUACCCUGACACACCGCCCCUGAUAAAAAUAAUGUACGCAAUAUUUUUUCCAUUAUUUUCGAUUUUCGUUUUUUGUUGUAAUUCAGUACUUGAGUUCAUAUGCAUACAAUUAUUUUUCUCAGAAGAAAUAAUGUUUGAAAAUUUAACACGAGGUUCAUCGUAUGUUGUACUUAUUGGUGAAUAAAAAGUUAAUCGUAGGCAUUAGUUUUUUUAAGUUUAAAUUUUUAAGAAAUUGUUAAAAUCAUUUCAAAACAUGUUCAACCGAACUUCGUUUUUUUUUUGUAAUUCAUUUAAAACUAAUCACAGGGAUCAGGAAUUCACGGAAUACAAUUUUCACUUCUUUUUAGUCGGGGUAUAAUUUUCAAAAUAUUCUGGUAACUUUUGAGCUAUUGUAGUUUUUUGAAAUUGUCUAAUUUGUUUUCGUUUUUAUUUGAAUGCUUCUCAAAAAAGUUCGAAAAUUUAAUACAAGGUUCAUAAAUAGUAAAGUUUUUUUUAUGAAAUUAUAAAAAUAAGUAAAAUCUACAACCAUAAUCUUUUUUUUUUAUAAGCGUUUAAAGUUGAAAUUUUGAUAAAAUAAUCAAAAAUCAUGACAUUAUUCGUACGUUUUUCGAUGUUUAAGAAUACAAUUUUUUGGUCCAGCUAAAGUGCUUAAAAAUUUGAUACAGAGUUCAUCAUAAAUUGUACUUAGAACUUAGAGGUUAACAGUAUUGAGUGUAAUGCAGUUUUUUUCCCCUGAAAAUAGAGACUAUUGAUGCCUAGAAUGUCUGUUAUUAAGAUUAAAGGGUGUUUUAUAAACAUAGUAAAAAUGUAUGUUUACAAAAUUAUAUUAAAAACAUUUUUUUUUUAUUAAAAUGAUUGCAUCAAGUACAAGUUAAUACUCUCCCACUUACGUAAAAAAAAUUACAUCAGAUAUAUAGGUACCACGACUUCGGCGACAGACGUUUAUACGUUCAAGGAAGCUAGUGAUGACUCACCCACAGGUAACCGCAUAAAGUUCUGUGAGUUUGUCUCGAAUUUGCUCCUUCAAUUCUGUUAUUAUUCUAGACUGAUUUUCAUACACCUGAGUUUUGAUGUGACUCUAAAGAAAGAAGUUUAGUAGUGUUAGGUCACAUGACAUGGGAGGCCAGUUUUGGUUACUGUUCCGCAAGAAAAUGCGGUAUUGAAAUUUGUGCUGCCAACAGAAUACAAACAAUUUUUUUUCAAAUUUAUCCAUUUUAAUGAAACACCUAUACUUAGAUAUUAUAUAUACCUAACCGUUAACAGUGUUUUUAUUAUUAUUUGUUAACAAUUUGUUUUCAUUUAGGUGAUUCAAGAAAAAAUCAUAACUUUACCAGAACUACAUGUUCAUUUUGGAUGUAUGAUUGGAAAUCUUAAUGCUGAUCUCAGAUAUUUAUAUUUUGUUAAAAAUACAAAUUCAAUUAUUCCAGUUUGUGAUUUAAUAGAGGAAGCAAAUUUUUAUAUGCCUAGUCAAUUUUUAAUUGGCAAUAAAUCUGGAUGUUUAGUUAACAGCAUGAUAAAAGAAUUGGAAAAUAUUUGGAUACCAGCUGUAAAAAAACUUUUAAUUGAUCCAUUUUUACAUGAUUGUACUACUACUCGUACUGAAAAAAAUAUUAUUCAAACAUUAGCAUCAACAAGUACAUCAUCAACAUUUGUACGCAUAACUCGUGAAAUCAAAGCUCAACAUGAUUACGAAAUUUGUAAAUAAUACAUAUAUAUUACUAAUUAAUAUUGUUCUAAACUUAAGUAGAUUUCAAUGUUUUCCGAACAAUACACCUACUUAUUUUAUAAUAUUAUUAGAUACCUAAAUUUUCAGCAUUUUAUUUUAGAUUCUUAUUAGAUCAUAGGAUUAUUGUACAAUAAAGUUACUUUAUUCCUAUUUAAGCUCAUUAAAACAGACAAUUGGAUGAGCAGGAAAUUAAGUCCUCCUGAAGUUCUCUUCUAAUCUGAAAUCGUUAACUUAUUUAAUGAUACAGGUAUAAAUGUGACAUUUAUGAAAUUACAAGUGAUGGACAAUAAUCUUUAUUAUAUCUAUGAUAUUGGUACUAAGAUGUAAUACUAUUAUUCUGUAAGGAUUGUUUCAGUUAUGACAAUUUGUAAUUAUUAGUAGAUAUGGACUUUUUUUCAAAUUAAUAAUAAUUUUUACAAAAUUAUCACUACUUUUUCCAUAAAUUGAUUAAAUAUUAAAAUUAAAAAGACAAAAAUAUAAAAUUUUUCUCAUUAACAAUUAGAUCAAAUGUCUCAUUGUAUCCCACUAGUGGGUUGCAAUGAGACUAUGGUCACAUAUAUAAUAUACAACAGGUAAUAAUACAAUUUAUUUUGUUAUUUUAAUUUACAUAAAACAGUAGACAAGUUGCAAGCUUUUAUUUUAAUUAUUACUUUUAAUUUUUAUUUCAAAUCAACAUUUUAAAAUAGUUUAAUUAAUUAUUAUAGUUUAUAUAAUAUAAUAUAUAAAAUAUACAAUACAUAGUUUGUAACAACAAGGCAAUAAAAUAUAAAAAUAAUGAACACUAAAAACCAAAAUCUCUCGUUAUCAGAAUUGAAUGAUCAAAUUGUUUAUUGAAAUGUUUCUUAAUCUAUAAAAACUAUAAUCUGUGAUGUAAACCACUAGGAAUAAUUUCUUAUCUAUUUACAUUGUCUCACUGUACUCCGUGUCUCAAAGGUUUUUAGUAUGAGAAACCGCUUUUUCCUACUAAAAACCUAUAAUAUUAUAAUACUACAAGUACCUAUGCUUGAACAAAUAUUUUACUCAUAGUUUAUACUUGUGGUGAAUUGUUCAUUUUAAUUAAAUUUGCGUUUAACAAAAAUCAUAAUUUUUUAUUUAUUUAUAGUCAUGGGAGAACGUCCUGAUGAUUAUGAAAAGCGAUUGGCUGUUAUUGAUUUGGAACAAAUUAUUUCACUUAGUGAAUUAUUUAUGAUUGAAUCAGUCAACAAGCAAAGUUCGAUAGAACCCUUAAAAGAGAACUUUUUAAUGGAAUUGCAAUGCUUAUUAGAUAAAUUAAAGGGGUAUGGUAUUUAUUUCAAUAAUAAAUAACAAAAACAAGAAAAAACACCGUGCCAUAUUCAUUAAAGAUAUUAUUUAAAAUAAUUAUAUGUUUUCUCUAAUAUGUGCUACACAAAUCAUAAAAUUAAAUUAAAAUUAAAAAAUAAUUUAGUGUAAUUAUUAUUUGUAAAUAAAAUUGGUAGCUAUAUAGUUGCAUUUGCGCUAUGAAUUUCUAAAUAUUUUAUAUUGAGAUAGGUGUAGAAAUUGUAUUUUAUGUAAAAUUAAUUUUAUACUAAAUGACCAAUUUAGUUUAUUAGGUACCUAUAUUGUGUUUCAGAACAAUAAAUUAUAUGCAAAAAAAACAAUCGUUGAAUGCAGCUGAAUAUUUGAAUGGCCUAACUAAAGACAAUACAGAUGAAGUCGCAUUAACUCUUGAAAAAACUCCUGCAUUGAUACUACAAUGUGUAAAUAUAAUAGAAAAUUGGAAUUUAAAAAUGAAAAAUCUCUGUUCUAGUAUUUUUGAGGUAUUUAGAAUUGUAAUUUUGUUUAUAUUAAUUUAAUAUAUUACCUGGUGUUAUAAUUAUGGCCUUUAAGUUAACAUUAAUAAAUGCAAUUCUAUCUGUUUUUAUCGUAAUAAAUUUUCAACUAGUAUUUUGGAUUACUCUGAUAAUAACUAUCUACUGAAAGUUGACUUAAUAAAAGAUCUUUGAAUUAUUUUUAGAUUCUGAAUGGAGCGAAAAAAGCUUAUGGUUUUACAAAGAUAUUUUUUUUUUUAACUGUAAACAACUUUUCUAUCAGAAGAAAUGUACCUUAAAAGAUGAAAUUAAAACGUUGAUGGAAAAAUAUGGAUAAAAUGACAAAUUAUUUAAAAUAUGCCUCUAAACGUAUAAAAUGAAAGAAAUAUGUUCUAAAAUAAAAUAAAAUCUCGAAAUAUGCAUUUAUAUGUAAAAUAGAAUUUAAAAACUAUUUAGCUUUGUGAAAACAUGAUACGUAUUUAUUUCGUACUGUACUAUUUUUGUUAAUGUAAAAAAAAAGUAUGCAAAUGUUACAAGUCCUCUGCCCUACUUAUAAGUAGGUAUUUGACAUUUUUGAUGUUUUUAAGUUUUUGUUUAGUUUUAUGCGGAUAUAAUUGUUUUAACUAUGCAGAAAUAUUUUUUAAAAUUUUACUUGAGGUUCAUCAUUAUAAAAACAAAUUCACUGUGGUGAAAACAAAAUUAAUUGUGUUAUGAAUGUAUUAGUUUUUUUUUAUACACGUUUAAAAUUUAAAUUUUAACCAAAAUUGUAAUAAUAUGUUAAAUAUUUAACUGAACUUCACUCAGAAUCUUUUUUUUAGAAAUAGUUUACCGUUUAUCACAGAUAGAAUUGGACAAUUUUAUUGUAUCGUUCCUUCUGUAACUUCUCGUCUACAAUAGUGGUACAUCCAUCAGUAGUAUCAGUUAUUUUUAAUUAGAUAUGUUUUUAAUAUUAUUUUCCUUUUUAUAAAUUGUGAACUCAUGGGCCUUCACAAAUCUGUUCAAUGAGGCCCAUUAUCUUUUUAAAAAAAUAAACAAUAAUAAUGUAUUAUUUUGAUUGUUUAUUAUUAGCUAUUUAAGUAUUAUUAUUAUGAUUAUUUAAAAUUAAUAGUUUAGAGAACGAGACACUAUUCAUUCAGAGUUCACAUUUUGGAGUAAUAGUGAAGCAUCAGUUCGAUCAAUUAUGGAUGAACUUGAAUCUGAUAAUACAAAAUUGUUUCUUGCUGUUAUAGAAAAAACUUCAAUCACUAUUGGAACAAUUAAAAAUAUUUUUGAUGAAUUUAAAAUUGUAAAAUCACAAUUUAUUUGUUCUUGUGGAUUAGCAAAAGACAAUUUAAAAUAUAUUUCACUUAUCAUGGAACAUUAUAAGGUAUUUAUGUUAACAAAAUGUAAUAUGCCUAUUAUUUUUUGUCCGUCAUUGUUGUAGAUUCUGAAUAGAGUUUGUUUUAUUUUAUAAUUUACAAUUUACAAAACAUGCACAUAAAUUAUAGAAAUUAUAGAAAUAUAUGAAAAAAUACAUAUUUUUUCUUAUUUUAGUUUAAACUGUUUUCAGGUUUAAUAUAUAAUUAAUUAUAUACAAAAUGUAAUAUAUUUAAUAAUUUUUAAUUGACUAUUUGAAUAUUAGGUAAAUUACAAUAAUUACAUACAUUUAAUUUAGGAUUUUAUAUCUGCGGAUUUUAAUACAAUAAUUAAAAUGAUACCUAUUUGGUUUGAUGAUUUAAGAACAGUAUGGGUUUUAUCAUCAUAUUUUGGUAAAGAUGUAAAUAUGUUACGAUUACUUUUACAAAUUUCAAAUGGUCUAUGUGAAAAUGUUGGACGAAAUUUAGGUGACUUGAAAUUAAUUUUUAAGUAAGUAUCUAUAAUAUUAAUUUAAAUUUAAUAUAGAUUUGAUUUUUAAACUGAAAUUAAUUUAUAGCAUUUUCGUCUAAAUAGUAGGUAAUUUAAAUUUUUAAAUUAUUUUAGAUGAUGAAUGAUGAAAUAUGGUUUAAUUGUAUAACUAUAUAUUUGCACUAUCUAAAUUAUAUUUAAUUAGAAAUAUGGUUUAAUAUAUGCUUUUAAAUAAUUAAUUCAUGUUUAAUAACAUUUUAGAAAUAAAAAUAUUAAAGAAAUAUCAGAAAUGUCUUUCAAUGCUACAAAAAUGUUGGAUGUCUGGUCAGAAGGAUAUUUAGAAAUUAGAAAAUCGAUUGAAAAAUCAAAAUUUCAAAGAUGGGAAUUUGAUAAAUGUAUUCUGUUCAAUAAAAUAGAGUACAUUAAACGUAUAGCAAAAGAUAUUCAUGAAAUAGUUGCAGUAAGUAUUUUGUUAACUGUGUUAACUUAUUUUAUUAUUAAAAGUACCUAAGAAUGAAAAUAAAUCGAACAUUUUGAAUUAAUAGUAGGUAUGUAAUAUUUGUUUCCUAUUUUAUGCACUGGAAUACUUUAUAAUUGUAUUUAUUUAAUAAAAUUCGUGAUUUUAUUUUUAAACAAGGAUUUAUUUAAUGCGUCCAUUGUCUGUGUAUAAAAUUAACAUAACAUCUUUCUCAAACAAUUUGUAAAAAAAAAAAUGAUUUUACUAAAUAACCCAUGCUAUAUUUGUUCGAUUUACUAGACUAAUGUGUAGCUAUAUUAGUUUUUAUUUAAUUUAGACAAUCAAUCAAUUUUUGAGUAUUUUGGGUCCAGAAUUGAGAUCAAUCAUUAAAGAUAUGAUUGGUUUAGAUGUUAUGAUAAGUAGAGUUAAAUCUCUGUAUAAAGUUUUCGAUGCAAUCGAUUUUGAUUUAUUUUGUGAAGAUAAUAUAGAAAACUGGAAUUUAUUUCUUAAGGAAUUUAAAUUGGAAGUAUUAAGAGUUGAAGAAGAAUGUAAAAUUUUUAUUGACUGGUGUUUUAAUAAUUUAAGGUAAGUAAUAAAAAUAAUAAAAAUACAAAGUAGUCAUGAAAGUGUAGUGUGAAUAUUAUAUCAUUUUUUUACUCUACACACUGCCAAUAACUCCAUAUUUAUGUAUUAAUUAUAUUAAAAUUAAUAAUAUUAAUUAAUUAUUGUGUAUUAAUUAAAUAACAGCAAUCACUAAAUUAUAGGUAACUUUUUUUUCUUUCUAAAAACAAAUUUAAAUUUUUUAAUUCUGAGCAUAGCGAGAAAUGUAUUAGUUUUAUUAUGAUGUGUUAUACUUCUUCUGUCUGCAAACAACUUUUCUAUUAGAAAUUUUGCUCCGAUUAUCAAAAUUAGAAUAGUUUCUGUUAGUCAAUUUAAUUUUGUAUAGUUAAUGUAUUAAUGUUGUCAUUUUUGAUUUUCCUUAUAGUUUUCUUAAUAAUAAGGAACUCGUUCCUUUGAUUUUGUUCGCUUUUCAGGAAUUUAUUGGACAUGGAUUUAAAAUGGGACGUAUUGGAAUUUCGUUAAUUAUUUGCUGGAACAUGAAAAAUGUGUAUAAAUUACUACUGUAUAUUUUAAUCUAAUUUAAGAAAUUUGAAAUAUAAUAUUUUAUUUUUUUAGAAUUUUAUUUAUAAAGAAGUUUUUAUAAUUUUUUAUUUGAAGUUUUAUUAGAUCAUGAUCAUUAACUUUUUCAAAUCAAAUAAUUACAUUUUUUCUUGAAAUUUAUGAACAAUGUAUACUUAUUAGAAAAAAAAAAACAAUUAUAUAAACCGUUUAUUAUAAGAUAUUUUUAAAUAAUAUUUUGAGAAUUUUGAGAAUAUUUGGAUAUAUGAGUUAUUUAAAUUUUAAUACAAUUAUAACAUUUACAAAAUUUAAAAUGAAAAUGACUGACAUACUUUGCAUUAUGGAUGGGCCAUUGUUGGAAGGUCAAAAGUUGAAACGGUAGGAUAAAGAGGGGAAUUUAAUGGAUAUAAUCUUCAUGCAAUGUUUGAUUAUUGCUAACUAAAAACGAUUCUGAUCAGAGUUCGGUUAUACAUGUUUUAACAGGUAGUAAUAUUUACGAUUUUUGUAAAAAUUUAAAAUUCAAAUUCUAUACUCAACUUUUUUUUUGUUGAACACUAAAUACAACUUACUUAUAAUGAACCUGUUCAAUUUUCAGGCAUUUCUGUUUGGUCAAACAAUUUUAUCCACAAAGUACUUGCCGAGUAAAAAACUUAUAAAAUAAAAAUAUUGAUAAAUAGCUCAAAAAUGAACCAAAUUUUUUCAAAUUUAACCACAUAUAUUAAAGGAAAAUAUACGUUUUUUCUCCAAAUUCCAAGUUUCCACACACAUUUUGAACUAAAUUAUACCUAAAAAAACAAAAUUGAAAAUAAAAACAUUUUUUUUUUUGUAAAUUUUCCAGUUUUUGAUACGAUUUUUCUUAAUUAUUAAGAAAAUUGGUAGGAGAAUCAAAAUAUGACCGCCCUAAAGUACCAACUAGAUAUAAUUUCCUUCAGAACAGAUGCUAAACUUUAUAUAUCGAGACAAAAUUUCCGGUAGCAUUAAAAAAAAAAAAAACAUCAUUAUAAAACCAAUACAUUCCUCAUUCUGCUCAGAAUCCAAAAUUUAUUGUGUUUGCAUAAAGAUCGUGCAAAGAAGCAUACUUCAUUUUGAAAAGGCUUCAACAAUUUACUUCAAGGCCUGUUUUUAAAGAGCAACUUAAAACCAAAUAUGAAGCUAUUUUGAGACAGUAUGAAAAUGAACUAACUACAAUUGAAACACUGUUUUUGGUAAGUAUAUAUAAAAAAUAAAUUAUUUUCCAAUUGUAUUAUUUUAAUCUUAAUUAAUACAAAAAAAAUUAUUUUAUAACAAAUUUUUGUAUUAAAUGUUAAUCUAGACACAUCAAAAUAAUCCUCCAGUUUCUCGACAUCAUCCUCCUGUGUCUGGAUCUAUAUUUUGGGUGCGAAUGUUGUUUGAUAAAAUUAAAGAACCAAUAACUAUAUUUCAAUCAGCUAAUGAAUUUAAUAACAUGCCUUUAAAAUUUACGGUAAAGUGCAAAAUUAUAAAUUUAAAAAAAAAUAACCAUGAUUAUAAAAUGUUGAAUUUGUGUAGGUUGUAGAAAUGUUUAAAAGUAUUGGCGAUCAAAUGAAACAAUAUGAACAAUUAAAAUUAAUGAAUUGGACAAAUACGGCAAAACUAUUAGCUAUUUACCAAAUGAAUAGUAAUAUACUUGCCUGUAUUAAAAUUAAUGAUGAUUUAAGUAAGUGAAAUUUGUUAGAAAUAUAAUUAAAACACAAUUAAUAAAAUAAACUUAAAAACAAAAUAACACAUUUUAAAUAGAAUUUUAUUAUAAUAACUCUGUAGAUAUACUGCAUUACAUCAUACAAGGGGUACAAUUAACUUAGAAGGUUAGGGCCAUAUAAAAACAAAAAAGUAAAAUUAACCUUAAAGAAUAAUUAUCAGUUGUACCAUAUUACAACAUUCUCCCAUGUUCAUGCUUAUAAUUUGUACUUAGGUUUCUUCUGUAAAUGGUAGUGUAAGUCUCAUAUUGUCCCUUGAUGUAAUUCAGCUCAAUUAUUUUUGCUGCAAUCUGUUCUUAUAUGAAGUGAUAUAUUUUAAUGUCUAUGUGUUUUGUGCGUUUUGAAUGUUCAAAUUUGUUGACUAGUUUGAUGCAUCCCUGGUUGUCUUCAUAUAUGGUUUUGGGUUGACUUGUGGUAAUGUUAAAGGAAAUUAGUAUCUAUUUGACCCAUAUUGCUUCUUUGGUUGCUUCUGCUAGACAUAUAUUCUGAUUAGGUGGAAGACAGUGUAACACAACAACACAAUGUUGUUUUCUUGUUGUUCAUGACACUGUGCAAUUGAGUACUCUGAAAAUGUAUCCACUUAUGGAUUUCUUGUCACUUGUAUCAUUGGCCCAGCUUGUAUCUGCAUACCCAAUUUCCUGUUUCUUGAUUAUUGUUGCACUUGUUGUAUUUGAUGCCCCAGUAACCACAUACGGAUCAAGUCCAUGGCCGCCACCGGGGCUUUCGUUCGGAACUGAGCGAGGUUGGAACCCACUUGACUUACUUUUCAUAAUCCGUUAAGAGUUUGACAUGUCUCGAUACCCAGAGACGGACAAACAGGCGGCGAAGCUCACUCGGAUGCCUCCAGGAUAUCUACCCAUUCGUCAUUGAUAACACAAUCCCCGUCACCAUGGGUAAGUGGUAAAGCUGAGAACAUCCCGCUAAACGACUGGAAAUAACGGCCCUAAUAGUCAGCGCGUGAAAAGAUCGCCGACUGAUAAGGCGGAGAUAGAUGCACGUGGUCUCUGGAAACAACCUCGGUGGGGGAGUUACGGUACUCGUCAGUCGUCGCUACAUACGAAUAACGCACGAAAAAUCGUGCAUUAUAUUUGACGAUAUAGUUCUGAACGACGCGAAUUCUAACUAAUAUCUAACGCCACGUAUAUGACUGGUGGGCCGUGAAAUAUUUUCGGUUAUUUAGUUAUAAAAUAAUCGACCAUAUGAUUAAUCAUUGUCGAUAAAGUCUAAUGUUAGAUAACUGUUAUUUAAUAAUAAUAAAAUUGUUAUUACAUGGAACAGCAGCAAUGACUGGUGGAAUAUUAGGGUUCAAAGCAGAAGUGAUGAAAGUCAGUCCUGAUAUAAGAUUAAGAUUUGUGCAUUACAUUAUACAUAGAUAACAUUUAACUUUUCGAAAAAUUGGCUGCGAACUGAAUUUAAUUAUGAAUGACGCAGUAUCAAUGGUAAAUUUUGUGAAGACCCAUGAUCUUAAUUCGCGGCUUUUUAGGAUUUUUUGUGAAGAUAUGGGGUCCAACCAUAAUACAUUACAAUUCCAUACUGACGUUUGUUGGCUAUCGCGCCGUUGGAAGGUCUCCGAUAUAUUAACUCGUGUUUUAUAAAACAAACGAUUAUCGCGCGAUAUUUAUUUAAAAUCGCAUUGCGUCGCGUCGUCCUAGUCGCAUUAGGGUCUAGUGUGACGAGGGCUUAGUGUUCUCGUUUUGGUAUCCAAACAAUAAAAAUCGAUACCCACAAUUUGUAACACCACAAACAGUAAUGUGUGGGCAUCAACAUUACUACGAUUUAAAUAGUUGAAUAGUGAUACGCUAUGUUUCCCUACUUAAAAUUAAAAAUGGAAUAUCUCGUUGACAUGUUAAUGAAAAUCAAAAAUUUUAAUACCAAAAUGCAUUUAAACUAAUACUCCGUCUAUUUAUAGAAUUUUUAAUAUAGAAUAAUAUAGAAAAUGCUUGCGUUUCAUUGAUUUUCUCUUAAAUAUAAUAAACUUCAUUAUUUUUGAUUUUUAAAUUUAUUUUUCGUAGAAAACUUAUUCCAAAUUUCAAUAGUAGCAUCAUAUUCGUUUUUUAAUUCUUUGUAAAACGUAGGAAGGAUCUUAAAAGUUUGUAGCAAUUGGAAUAACGGUUUCAUUAUUUUAGAUUUAAUUUGUUUUGUCGUAAUUCGGGUGAAAUUAAUCGUAGAGCUCUAAAAUGUUCACAAAAUACUUAUAAUGAUAUUUUCUAGACGUAGAAAAAAUGUUCAAAAUAUAUUUUAGUUAUUUAUAGGUGUUUAACAUUUUUAAUUUUUUUUUAGUUUUUAUUUAGUUUAAUGUGGAUAUAGUUAUUUUAGCGGAACGAAAAUGUAUUUACUGUCAGUAAAAAAGUUUAACAUAUAUUAGUAGUUUUUUUAUAAGCGUUUUUAUGAAAAUUGUAAAAAUUCCGACUUAAAAUAUAUUUCAUCAGUAAAGAUUUAUUGUUGGGUACAGAUAUAAAUUAAAUAACUCUGUAAAUAUACCUGCCUUCUCAAUUUCUCACUUACAAAAGUAGUACACCUAUACCUAUUAGCAGUCGAUCUGUUUUUUUAUUAAUUUGGUUCUCACGGCAACCAUUUAAUUGAAUUCCAAUCAAAAUCAUUUUUUGUGUCCAAUAAUUAUCUUUGUUUUUUGUACUUUAGCUCAAUUAUUAAUAAUAAUAGUAAUAUUACCAUAUAUUCCUAUCUUCCCAACUUGUAACUCUUUAAUUUGUAUACUAUUAUAGUUUUCAUAUUUUUAUUUAUUUAUAAAAUAUUAUAAUUAUGUAUUUACUAAUUGAAUAUUUUUACUUUAUUACUUUAUUUUAUAAAACUUUAGUUUAACAACUUAUUAAUUUUCAAUAUUUUUUGUAAUUUUUAAACCUGCAGGAAAAUCUCAAAUUAACACACCAAAAAUCGAAGAUUUAAAAGAUUGGAACAAAUGUGUCGGAAGAUCAAAUAAAAUACUAUUAGAUCAUCAAUUGAUGUUCAAAAUCAAUUUUAAUGUAAAAAUAUUUAAUUUUUUAAGUCUUAAAUUAUAAUUUUUUCACUUAUUUUUUUAGUUCCUAAUUAUAUUCACUUAUUAUUAUAAUAGGAUCAAGUUUAUGAAUUAAUAGAAGAAGCCGAAAUGAUGGAAAAUUUGGGAAUUAUUUUUUCAGAAGAGAUACAAAUGUUAUUAGCUAAGAAAAAUAGUUUACUAGAUGAUAUAAUGAGAGUAAAUAAUAUGGUCAAUACAUACAAUUCAUUUGUUCUAUCUAUGAGUAAUCUAGAAGUAAGUAAAACAAAUUAUAUAUUAUUAUGAGAAUACAAUGAGAAUAAUGUUAGAUUCAAGCAGACGGAGGAAAUUAUUAUCGUUUUAGUUUAUUACUUAUUUGCAGUGACGAAGCUGCCUAUGCUACAAUGCGAUUUCGUCUACCAGACGUUUUUUAAACUGACAUUAUGUAUUGUAUAAUACAUCUUUGGUGCAAUAGAAGAAAGACUUAAGUCGAUUUAUAAAAAAAAUUUUAAAUUAUUGAUAAUUAUGGCAUGUACCCAAUCUUGUUAAGUAUUCAAGUAUUUGCGGGUAUAUACUUCAAUAUUUUUUUGAUAUUUUAAACACUAUAGAAAUAAUUUUUAACUAAUGUAUUUUUUGAAUACAGAAUACUUAUUCCGGAAUAUAAAAUACUUUUGUAGGCAUAUCAAAUGUAUAGGAUAAAACAAUAUUUUGAAUUAUUUUCAAAAUUAAUUUCAAAAUCGAAAUUUAAUUAAAUUUAAAAAUUUAUUCUGAAUAAGAUUGAAAAGUAUUUUUAUCAAAAGUGUAGAUAACUACUUACUAUUAAAGUAUAAUUAUGGAAAAAAAUUUCAUGCAAAAAUUAUAAAAAAAAAUGCAAUAAAUUUACUUUAACCUUCAGAUCAAAGAUAUAUAAUAUACGUUUCAUAUGUAUCGUUACGGUUGCUUUAUAAACAAUAUAAAUAAAAACAAUAAACAAAUAUAUGCAUAUGGCAGCUUAUGGGCUACGGAGCGAUGAUUUUAAACACUCAAACCCAGAUAAUGACUGCUAAAACGAUGACGAUGCGUCCAGUAUCUCAUAUUAGUAGGUGACCGUUUAAAGUGGAGGUGGGGUAGUACAUGCAUGUAAAGAGACAUGUUUCUCUUUGAAUUGUAGGUUUAUUUUAGACUGAUAAUAAUUUAAUCUUUUGACGACUAUUUUUUUGUUUAUUCAAUUACUUAACUAUGGAAAAAAAAAUUGACCUACCCAAUUUUAAAAUCUAAGCUUUGUCAUUCUGCUUUUAUUGUAUCUAUUUAUUUAUUUACCUAGAUCUCUGUCUAUUUUUUUUAGCUUACAAUAUUAAAACACAAAUUGAAAGACAUUGAAGAUUAUUUUUAUACCGGUCUUUGCCGUUAUAAUUGGCUUUCAAUUAGUAUAGACACAUUUACAAAUAAUGGUUUAAUUCUCAUAAAUAAAACGAAAAAUCUGUUUAAUAAUCUUAAAAUAGUAAGUGUUGGUAUUAAUAUUAAGUUAAAAUAAAAUUUUUUUGUGUACCUGUUGUUCUUUUUAGGUGGAAAUACAUAUAUCUCAGUUUAUAACAUCGUUUGAAAAUGUGAAUUUAUUUCCUUUCAAUAUUUUAAUUGAUAACGAUUCAAUGUUAAUGGUAAAUAUUUAAUUUCUUGACUAUACGUUACUAGUAUAGUAAAAUAAUACACUAUUAUUGUAUUGCGACGAGUCAUAUUUUGAUAAAUAUCAUAUUUUAAAAAAAUAACUUGAUAAUUUAAUAAAACGCUGUCACUGUCAUGAGUCGUUUUGAAAUUAUUGAAACUUUAAUUUUUAUUCAAAGUAAAUGUUUAUUUAUGUUAGUUUUUAAGAUUUAAACCAUUGGCAAUACCAUACUUAUCUCUACUUCUUUAACUAUUGACGAUAUUCUGUUCUCCAUAAGAUCAAACAUAAGGAAUCUAAACUAAACUACAAUUUGUUCAAAUCGUUUUUAUUACCUAGAAUACAGAUACCUAUUAUUUCUAAAUUGUACAUUUGUAGUUUAAAUAUUACAUAUUAUUUACAUCUUAUGAAUAAUUUAGCAUUAGUUAUAUUUCAGUAUGCAAUAACAAAUAAUAAAUAAUUUAAAAUGUUUGAAAAAAUAGCUACACUAUUUAUUUUGGAACUUUUAGAUAAAAAUAUUUAUUUUGUUAAAUUUGAAUGCGUAUUCCCAAAAGUCUAUUAGUGAUUUUGUUUUCUAUAGACGGUGAUAGUUGACAAUAUAUAUUAAUAUUAAGGUAAUAAGUACCUAUAUUAAUUAAUGGAGAAUAUGUAUUUAUUUUGUUUAGAAAUACAAAAGUUUACCUUUAAUUUAUGAACGUUAUGGGUUUAAAGAAUUUCGGCAUAUCAUUAACAACUAUCAAGCCAUUUCUAAAUAUUUAGUACACUUGGAGUUUUAUUUGUUUGGUUCAAUGAGUGGUACUUGCACGCCUAUGAUAGGAUUAUAUUUAAAUUAUAAAAAUAUGAUACUAAAUUGUAUAUUAAAGUGAGUUUUUAACAUUCAUAAAAUGAAACAAUCAAAUUAAUAUUUACUAUAAUAUUGUAUUAAUUAAUCUUUUUUUUAUUAAAGAAUGUACUUAAACAAUUUAGAUUUGUAUAAUAAAGCUUUACUAAGUGACGGUUCACUUAUCAAACUCACCGUAAACAUAACUAAUAAAGAAGUCACAAUAGUUCCAAAUAUGUAUGUAACAUAUAAUAAUAUUAUAAAAAAUGUAUCAAAAUGUUUGAUUUGGUCAAAGUAUUUGACUGUUUGGCAAACAGAAUCGUGUAUACAAUGUCUGACUGUAGAAAAUACAUGGGAAACUGAUUAUCACAGAACUACGUUAUACGGAGAAAUAAUAAAUAAUAAUGAUAUCCGAGAAAAAAUUGAAAUUAUUCGGGAAAGCUCUCAUAGUCUAAUGAUUGAAGUGAAUAAAUAUUUAAAAAGGUACCUGUGUUCUAUUAAUAAAUUAAAUUUAUAAAUAAUUUUCUUUAUAAAUACUAUAUAGAGUAAAUUAAAUUAUUAAUCAAAGUAAUAAAUGAUAACUAGUUAGUUAAUUAUUUGAUUAUAUUACAUAUUGCCAGUUCAAUGGGACCUAAUGACGUGACUCAUAAUUUGAUGGUUGAGUAUUCAUAAUUUAACAUCAUCCUUAAUUAAUUAAUUUUUUUUUUUAUUCGGACCGUAGCGAGAGAUCUAUUUGUUUUACUAAGGUCUAUAAAAUGUGUUUUUGUUUUGUGAGCAACUUUUCUACCAAAAAUCUUGUUCCAAUAUAUUAAGUGUAACAUUUUUUUAAAAGGAAAUUAUAUGUAGUUGAUAUAUUGAGGAUGUUAACUUUUAAAUUUUUGAGAGGUUUUAUUAAUAAUCUGAAAAACCGAAAAAAAAAUGUAGACAAAAUGGUAAAUAUUCACAAAGCGCCACGGCGUUACUGAUUUCCUUGUUUUUAAUUUUUGGGAAUUAUUAUAUUUUUUAUAAUAUAACAUAUAUUUAAUAAUAUUUUUUUUAUUGUUUAUUGCUUUAAUUAAAUAAUGUUUAGAAACCUUUUUUGUUGAAUUUUGAAUCUAACUGCUCACAAAAUAAGUUGUUUUUUGAUUUUCCAAGUAGUUUUAAUAAUAAUUUGAUAAAACCAGAAAAAGACGAAAAAUAAAUUUGAAAAUGUCUUCAGAUUUAUUGUGAACAAAAUUGUCGCGUACCUUUACCACUUAAAAAUUGGACAGAGAUACUUUGGCACGUUUCUUAGUGUGUUUUCAAUAGUGUUUUUUUGUAUCUUUGAUGUAGAUAUUUUGGUUGAACGAUGUAAUAUGUGACUCCUAAUGUAGCCUUCCUUAUUAAAAUUGUAUAGUAAUGGAUGCAGCAUUAUUUUUUUAGUCAAAAAUAAAAUACAUAUUAACUUCAUAUUAAGUCCAAAAAACAAUUACAAAAUAAAACGGUUUGUAGGCCGUAUACAAGAUUUUAUAAUUAAUAUAAUAUAAGUACCAAAUAUUUGAACGAAAAUGUUUUAAUUCGUUUAGGUGGAAACGUUUUCAAUUUUUAUGGAAUGAGUCACAAAUAAAAAAAGGAGAGGGUUUAACUACAGAUACAUCUAUUCAAGAUUAUGAAAAUAUUUUUAAUGACUUAAAACGACUUUUAUUGUUUUUUUCAAAUAUGGCAUUGCACAAAAAAAUACACUGUGUCAAGUAUGUAUACUUAUUUUACUUUCCAUGCAUUAUAUUAUUUCAAUGCUAUUACCAUAGGUAGAUUUGAUUUAAUUUGUAAUAGAUUAAAAAAAAAAUACGAAUAAGACAAAUUAUAACUAAAAUAAUUUAAAAGAUUUUUCAAUAUUUAUAUUGAUGUAUGGUAAUAAAAAUAUUUUAGUUCAUAUAAUUGUCAAUUUCUAUUAAUAAUUAUUACAUUAGUUUUCGUUCAAACCGAUAGCAAGGAUCUGUUUGCAUAAUGUUUCCCCACUGCUGCCAUCGUUUAUUAUACUUUACAAUAUUAAUAUUUACAAUUACAAUUCAUGUUUUCUUCUUCAUAAAGCAGGCUCAUAUUAUUGAAAAUUAAGAAUAUAAACUUAGUACAAUGUGCGGGCUGGCCACCCAAAACAUCCUUUUGCAUAUAGAUAACUUAAAUUAACUUAUCCCUAUAUCGAUGAUUUAUAAUCUCCGUCGAUCCACCAGCCCCCCAAUUUCUUAUUGAUUUUUGUAUUCUGGAAAAUAAAUAUUUUCAUCAUUCGGGAAAUACUAAAUAGUUUAUGUGGUCAAAAAUAAUUUGUAAAACUAACUUUUUAUUAUUAAUUAUUUAUAUCAAUUUAUUUUUGAUUUAGGUUAGAUCUUAGUUCAAUAAUAAACCAAAUGAAACUAUAUACAAGGGAAUUGAUUUUAUCUUGUGCAGAUCAACUAAUAAAAUCAACGAGGCAUAUGAUGCAUCUCCAAGAAGAUAUAUUUAAUGUAAGUAUAAUGAAAAUAUUUAAUGUAAAGUAUGUAAUUUAUAAUAUAUAAAUUAGGUAUUAAAGGAUAUUGAGCUGAAAGUAAAUAAUCAAAUUCAUUGUUAAAUCCUUCAUAUAUAUUGUUUGUUUUAUCCCAGCAUAUUUUGUUUACAUACUAAAUUAUUGUAUUAAUAUUAAAUUGAUUAAGUUAAAAUAAUAAUAUUAGUUUGACUCAUAAUAAAAUACACAGUGUACCUGUACAACUAAUGUUUUUUAAAUGUAAAUUACAGACCUUUAGAAUAUUGAUGGACAAAGAAAUUAAAAAUAGUGAUGACUUUUAUAAUUGCCUCUAUAAAAUAGAAGAACUAAGAACAGAAAAAGUGAAUGUUGAGAUAUUCUUUCAAAAUUUAAACCAUCGUAUUUAUGUUUUGGAAGAAGCAGAAGUUACAAUGCCACUUGAAGAUUUAAAAUUAAUUUCAUACAUACAGGAUGACUGGAUAAUGUUACAACAAAUGGCUUCAAAAAAGAAAUUAUAUUUAGAAAAAGCUAAAGCUAUUUGGUCACAUACAGUUAAAAUAAACAUACAUUUGUUUUCGGAUAUAAUAAAUACAUUUUUGGACAAUUACAACCAAUGUGGUUUAAAGAAAAUUAAAGAUGAUUUAGAUUUAGGGCUUAUUUUAAUGAAUGUUCGUAUAAAAAAUGUACUAUUAUUUAUUGUUGUUUGUUAUUUUAAUUACUUUUCUACUAUGAUCAAUAUUUUAGGAAUAUAACACUAGUUUUACUGAUUUAAUGCAAAAAAAAGAAAAACUAGUUAGAGAAGAAAAACUAUUCAAUUUAAAACUAUUAAAUACCAAUACAUUUGACAAAUACUACUCCGAAUUCCAAAAUAUGAAACUGGUAUACUUAUUGUAUGAUAAACAAAAAUCCGACAUUGAAAAUUGGUCAAAAAUACCAUGGUCUGAGAUUAAAAUAGAAUUUGUUCGUGAAGUAUUUGGUGCCCUUAUGUUGAAGUUUAAAAGACUACCCUUUCUAGCUCAAAGUACACAUCCAGCUAAAAUUUUGGUAAACUAUUUAAAAGAAUUGAGACAUGGAAUACCCAUUUUACUACAGUUAAAAAAUAAUGCAUUGAAACCUAGACACUGGAAAGAAAUGUUGGAUGUUAUUGGUAAGUAAUUUGUAAACUUAACAAUUUUGUUUUACUUAUUUUUUCAUUUAAAUUUUUGAAGGAAAAGGGUUGAGGAUAAGUGAAACAGAGUAUUAUAGUAUACUCUAUGAUUAUGAGUUUGGAGGAUGAUGAUAAGUGGUUGAUAAGACAAGACAUGUAAUGGAAAUAAGUAUAAGUAAUAUAAAAUUACCUAAUAGGCGAAUUUGAGAGUUUAAAAUGUAUAGAAUUUUUUGUAUAAAAGAAUGAUGAUUUUGGCGAGGAUGUAAAACAUAGGAGUGUAUAAAAAGUGUGUUUGGAACAAGUUGCUAGAAGUGUCAGAUGUUACCUACCUUAUGUUACAAGAAAAUGGAAUAGAGAAUGAGUGUAAUUUAAAAUAAAGAAUUUUACUCGUUUGUUAUAUCCAAAAUAGAUAUUUAUAACAUUAUAAAUGAAUUAGUACUAAAUAACAAAUAUUAGAAUACAUAUUUUUACACCAAUAUUUAUUUUUAAUUUAUAAUUUGCAUAGGUGUACAGUUUAAUUCCGAUAAAGACAUUUUAUCCUUUGGUACAGUAUUAAAGAUGCGAGCGGUAAAACAUAAACAUAUUAUACAAAAUGUUUUAACUAAAGCUAUUGAUGAAUACAAUAUUGAACAAAAAUUAAGAGAAAUAAAUGAAGUAUGAAUAAAAUAGGAUUUUUAUUGAAAUAAUGAUAUUUUUAUUUUAUCUUUUAUGUUUUAAUAUAAUGUUACAGCGUUGGAACACAAUGCGAUUAAAUAUAGAAAAAUAUUCAAAUAUUAUAUUACAAGUUGAACAUAAACUGUGUGGAGUUCAUGAUGUGUUACAAAUAUUGGAAGAUGAUCAAAUUACUAUGCAUAAAAUGAUGAACUCACAGUAAUAAAAAAAACAAAACAAAAAAAAGCCUAAAUUAAUUUUUAUUUAAAACUUGUAAUAAUACAUAGUUAUAAUCAUUAAUGUUUUAGUUCAGUUGAACCAUUUUUAAUAGAAGUUGAAACAUGGCAGAAAAAUUUGUCUAUUGUGAAUGAAGUUUUAAAUAAGUGGUGGUUUGUACAGCAAAAAUGGUUUCAUCUUGCUCAAAUUUUUGGUAGAAAUGACUUUUCAUAUAUUUUACCCAAGAAAAUUAAGAAAUUAAAUGAAUUGAACACUUUCUAUAAAGAAGUAUAUCAUUUUUUUUAUAUCUAUUACAUUUAUAAAAAAAAAAUAUUAAAUCUUAAUCGUUAUGUUUUACUUUUAUUAAAAAAUUAUGUACAUUACACUGGUCCCCUUUUUUAGAUUUUGGGUUUUCCAAUACUGCCAGUACUUAGUAACAUAUUUCAGAAUUUGUUUGGUCUAUAUGUAACAGUUAUAACCAUAAUACUGAUAGGGUGAUGUAAAACUGUUUCACAUAGAUUUUCUGUAGGGCGGAAUUCACCUUAAAGUUGAUAGUGACAUUAUCCUUGUGGAAAACGAUAAGUAUAUUCUUAAAGUCGUGGCUAAGGUUGAACCAGCGUCCAGAUACAAGAGAUAAGUAUAAGGUAAGAAUAGGUAUGUGGAAUGUUAAAAUAAUAACUGGUAGAAAUAGAGAAUUAGAAGAAGUGUUAAAGAAGAGAAAAAUCAGUUUUUGUUGUGUACGGGGGACUAAAUGAAAUGGAAAGAAAAAAUUAACGGGGUAACAAAAUAUUCAGGUAAGACUAAUACAAGGUAUGGUAUGAGAGUAGUAGUAUAUGAAGUUUUAAAAAGUUAUGUAGUGGAUAUAUUACAUCCACUGUGGAUACUGUGAAUCAUAUAUACAAUGAUAAAAUAAUAGUGUUGAUGCUGAUAUUAGAAAAUAAUUCUAGAUUUUGUGUUAGCAUAUUAUGAUCUUGAGAUUAUUAACACGUAUUUUAGAAGAGGGAAAAGCUCCUAAUAUAAAUAUUAGGAGUACAGAAAAUAGAUCACAAAUUGAUUAUUUUUUACGAAAGAAAGAAAAUGUUAAGCAGGGUUUUUGGUAAAAAAAUACAAUUUUAAAUAAUGAAACUUUUAUUGCCAUUUUUCCUCUACACUCGGGAAAUAAAGCACCAGCCAGUUUUUUGUUUAAUAGUUAGAAUUUAAUAAACUUGGUUACAAUCAAAUGGCGUACUAAAUCGUAAUAAAAAAAAAAAAUUUAAAACCUGGGUGUUUGAUAUAUUUCUACAGCCUUGCCCUCAGUAAUUAGGUAAUAAACUAAUGAACGUCGUAGAAAGGUUAAAUAAAUUCUGUAAUAUGUCGAACUAUUGGUUGCAACUAAUGAUAGCAGUGAAAACUAAAAACACAACAUUUAAAAGUGUGAUAUACUUAGAAAAAUAAUGUUAAUUUGUUAAUUUAAAUCUCGUUGGGUUCCAGCACUGGUUGGCCUCCCUCCUCAUAUCAAUCAUAGUUAAAAUGUAUAUAAAUUAUUGUAUUUAAAAUUAUCAUAUUUGCUUAUUUUGAUAUUAUAACAUAGAUUGUGAAUAUUCUUUUUCAAUAAAAAAAAAAAAAAAAAUGUAUUAAUUUAUCAUAUUGUUUUAUAAUUCUGGACGUUUUUCUUUAUACUUGUAAUUUAAUAAUUUCAUUAAUAUUAAUUUGUAUUCAUCAACAUUUUUUCCUAUAUUUUAAUUUUUUAUAAUAAUAAUUAAAUUAUAUUAUCUCGUAAUAAUUAAAAUAUUUAAUCAAAGUGAAAUACAACAAGGGUUCUAUUAAAACAUAAAAUAGGUCAUUUAAAAACAUGUUCAAUACAAUUUAUGUAUUAUAUAUUUAGAUAAUGGCUAAUGCAAAUAGAAACUCUAAAGUUCUUGAACAGUGCUUGAAGCCAAAUAUUAUGAAUCAAUUACUAUGGCUGGAAUGUAAUUUAGACGUUAACCAAAAAGAAUUAAAUAGUUUCAUAAUUGAAAAAAGAAAUUGCUUUCCUAGAUUUUAUUUAAUAUCAGACAAUGAUUUGUUAUUCUUAUAUGGGAAUUCCGAUCCAAUUGCUAUUCAAGAAUACAUUAUUCAAGUAUGUAAACUGUGGAAUCAAAUUUAUAUGAGUUUCAAUCAAAUAAAACACGUAAUUAGUAAUUAGUAAAUAUAUUUUUUCAGAUAUUUGACAAUAUUAAAAGUUUAACGUAUGAAAUCAAAAAUGGAAGUUAUUCAAUUACAGCAAUGACAACAUGUAAUGAUGAAGUAUUAGUAUAUACAAAUUGUGUAGCUAUUAAAAAUGCCGUAGAUAAAUGGAUGCUUGAAGUUAUCGAUCAAAUGCAAAAGUCAAAUCGUUAUAUGAUAAAAAAGGCAAUUUUAGAUCUAGGAAAUAUUUCAUAUUUAAAUAAUAGAAGUGAUUGGAUUAAUAAUUUUCCAUUAUCAGUGUGUUUGAAUGCAGACAGUGUAUGGUGGACAGUGGAAGUAGAAAAUAUUUUUAACGAAAUAAAUUUAGUAAGUAAAUGUUAUAUUUUUAAUUAGAUUAUGCAUUAAUUUAUAGAAAAAUUUCAUAUUUUGAGAAUUAUGCUUACAAUUUUUAAUAAUUUAAUAGUUUUAUUGUUGAAAAAAUGAUGACAAAAAAAUCAAAAAGUAAUUAUUAUUAUAAACAUAAUAUAUUUUUCAUUAAUUUACGCAUCAUAAUUUAAGUUCUAAAAUAGACUAUGGGUUUAUGAUUAAGUAGAUACAAUAUAACUUAUAUAGCACCUAUUUAUAAUAUAAAAUCUCAUUUACGAAAAUCAAAUCUAGUUUUUGUAGGUUCUAAACAUGUUCUAUAGAAUGCCUUUUUAAUUUUACUAUUGUAAAUAGAACUAAUAUUUAUUAUAUGUAUGUUUUUUUAAGGUUCUGAGUAUAAUGAUAAAUAAAUUGGUUUUUCAAUGAUAUGUGUGUGUGUGUUUUUUUUAUUAUUUUGUAUGUGUCUAUCAGAAAAAUUGUUCUAAUCAAAAAACAACAAGAAAGCUUUUUUUGUAGAAUUAUGGAUUUGAUUGGUUGGUUUUGUUAAUCAAGUAUUUUUCAUUAAACUUGGGAAAAUCUGGUGGAAACUGUUAAAACGCAUAAAAGAAACUGAUAAAUUCACGACAGUAAAAGUUUCAUAAAUCUCGAUUUGUUCGUUUUUGUUUUUCUACCAACAAUUUUACUUCAUAUUUCAAUUGUAGCAUCCUCGCAUCAUGAUGGCAUUAAAACGAUUUGAAAUGAAACCAUUUUAAUAUUUAUUAAAACGGUUUAGUUCAAGGUAACAAGUAGAUAUUCAACACAAAAAAAAAAAAAUGAUAAUGUCAUAAGAUUAGAUAUUAAGUUUCAACAAAAAUACGUUUAUGUAUAUUUUCUAGGGUUGUCCUUAUUUUUGAACAUUAUUAUUUUUGAUGACCAAUACCCCCCCCCCCUAUUUUGUUUCUUACUGUUUAAAAGUAAUCUGUGUUAAAUUUGGUCAUGAUAACUCACGGCCUUCCCGUGCCCUAUGAGGGUUGAAAAUGAGAAAGUAGGGUGGUUUUGUGGUUUUUCACAAACAAUUUAAUAACUAUAUCACUAAUAAUAAAAUGAUAUAAGACUUUUUGGUAGCUCUUAUUAAUUUAUAUAUAAUUUAGUAUUGUACAAUGUACUGUAAAUCUAUUUUUCCCAAGAAAAAUUAUAAAAUACAAAAUAUUUCACGUAUUUAGCAAAACUGAUUUUUUUUAAUGCUAUUUAAUUGUAUUUGUCAAAUGGCUAAAGAUAUAAAAUAAUGUUUAAUACAAAAAUUAUAUAGAAUUUAAUUUCUUGAAAAAAGUUCUACACAUUUGAUAUUCAUCCUGAAUCUUCGAAAUAAGUUUGGAGAUUGUUGAUUAGAAUACAUCGAAAAACAAUAAAAAUUUGUAUUUAGAAAUACCAUCUGCUGUAUUCAAAAUGGUUUUUACUUGAUAAAUUUCAAGAAUCUGAAAGUCUGGUAUGCACUAUCUAGUGAGAUAGAUGGCCAAAGGGAUUCAUUCUUUGAAGAUGUUUUUAUUAAUAUCGAAAUUUAAAGUGUUUAAAAUUUAAAGAAGGAAAUCCAUUAUCCACUAAUAUAUUGACAUAAAUCCUAAUGUAACAUUAAAUCUAAUUAGAACGUUCUAAUUAAGUUUUUAUUAAUAACCUUUUUUUUUUAUAAAAUUAAAUUCUAUAUCAUUUUUCUAUUAAACAUUGUUUCAUAUCCUCAGCCAUUUGACAGAUACAACUAAAUAAUCUUAAAAAAAUUAGUUUUGCUAAUUUUUCUUGGAAAAACCAGAUUUUACUCUAAAUUAUAUAGAUAUUAAGAAGAGUUACCAAAAAGUUUUAAUGAUUUUAUGAUCAGUGAUAUAGUUAUUGAAUUAUUUGUGAAAAACCACAAAACUAUCCUAUUUUCUCAUUUUCAACCCAUUGGGAACAUGGGAAGGGGUGAGUUAUCAUGACCAAAUUUCAUUUCAUAUCACAUAUCACUUUUACACGGUAAGGAAUAAAAUAGGGGAGGGGUUGGUCAUCAAAGAAAAUAAUGAUCAAAAAUAAGGACCAUCAUUUCCUAAACUACCAAAUGCAACCGUUUAAAUUUUGGUAACAGUUUUUAAACAGGUUUAAAGUGUUCAGUGUUCAUAAGAAUAAGAUUUAAAUUUCAAACCAUUUUAACGCUAUCAUAUUUACGUGUAUAAGGUUUUUAUAGUUUUCUAAAUAAUUGGAAAAUACCUAGAAAUACUUAGGAAAACAGAAUAGUUUACGACAUGGACGGUUUUAUUAUCUUUUAUUUUAUUUUUUGUUGUAAUAAGGUUAAAAAUAAUCGUAAAAUUUUCACAGAAUACUUAAAUUAGUCUUUUCUAGACGUGGUAAAAUAUUUAAAACAUUAUGGCGAUUUUUGAGCUAUUUAUAGGUAUUUGACACUUUAAAUUUUUAUUUGGAUAAAAUUGUUAGCCAAAUAGGAAUGAUUGAAUAUUUAAUACGAGGUUUAUUUUAAGUUUUAAGUACUAGAAAAAAGAAAAGUUGAGUUUAUUGCAGUAGUUUUUUCAAAAGCUUUUUAAUUUUGAUGAAAAAUAUAAAAAUGACGGAAUUUUAAAUUAUAUUCAACCGACCUUCUAUCAAAAUCGUAUUUCGUCACCAAUGAUUUAUUAUUGCAUUCAGAUAUCAAUAUAAAUAUACUAACUUUAUAUAUCCUAUUUAUCCAACUUACCGUCUAGAAUAGUAGCACAAAGUAUUAGAUCUUUUUUUUGUUUUGUUAUAUUUCAUCUUCUUCUUGUUUUAUUAAUAUUUAAUUAAUUAUUAUUAAAAAUUAUUUUCAUUUAUUUCAGGGUAAUACAUUAAGUAUGAAACAGUAUUUGAAUCAAUUAAAUACAAAAAUAAAUGAAAUAGUUGUACUUAGAAAAAAAGAAAUGCUGGAAAGUAAAAGAAAUAAAUACAGUUCUGUACUCAUUUCGGAUAUUUAUCAUAGAGAUAUUAUUGAAUCGUUUGUCGUAAAUAAGUACGUAACCAAUUAAAAAUGUAUUAAAUACCUAUUGAAAAUGAAUUAAAAUUUGAUUUUAUAGGGUUUAUCCCAUUAAGUUAUACCAAAUGAAUAAAAUAGUUUUAUAAUUAAAUAUUGUCUCAUGACAGGGCGUCACAUAUUUGGGUGAAUUACCUUUUUUCCGCAUAGUAAAUCAGUGUGUUUGGGCAAGUUCCUUAUAAUGUGUUUGAGCGAAUUUCUAAUAACGUAUUUGAGCGUGUAUGAUGAGUACAAAAUAAAAUAUAAAAGAUAAAAUUGUAAACAACACAUCAUACUAAAAAUGUCAUGGAAUACCUGUAUAUUAUAAUAUUUUAUAAUAGGUUUUUCUAUGUCAUCAAUCAGAUAAGAUAACAAAAAUUGCAAUUUCCUUGUGGGUAAUAAUAUUAUAAUGAUCUCAACUUAAUAAUUAUAGUUUUUUAAACAUCGGGUUUGCUCGAAAACUAGAAACGUGAACUCGAUACAGUUUUUAGUUAUUAUUACUUAUUAGUAUUUAGUAUUAGUUCAUAUAGUUAUUAACUAUUACGAGUUGUGUUCAAAAUAUAAAUCAUAAAAUUAAAGCCGCAUUUACUAUAAAACGAAAUAAACGAUGCAUUUCGAUUUAAAAUGUUUAAUCAAACUCGUGGAAUUCACAAAUAGUCUCACAACCCCAAGUCUGUCGAAAUGAAAGGGAAAAUGGAUUGUUAUAUAAGUUACCGGAACACAUUACAAUAUUUUAAAACUACUACAAACACAAUGCAAUUUUUACAAACUCGCCCAACCGCGUUAUAUAAUAUUAAAUAUAUAUUUAUUUAUUUUUAGUGUGACUUCAGCAAAUUCAUUCGAGUGGAAUAGUAUAUUAAAAUCGUAUUGGAUAAAAAGCAAAGAUAAUUUAUUCAUUGCACAAUGUUCAGGUAAUAAUAAGAGUUUAAGAACCUGCUUAUCACUGAUUAACAACCUUUUGUUUUACUAUCUUGAAUAAUUAAUAUUUAUAUUUUAAAUUACUAAUAUUAUUUAAAUUAAAUAAAUAUAUAUAUACACAUACAUGGCCAUCCACAUAAGUUACUACACUUGAUAUUAAAAAAAAAAAGAUUUUAAUCAUUUAAGAAACAAGCAGCUCCAAAAUAAUACAUAUUAUUUUUUUUCACCCUUAUUUUUGCAGGUAAAACGAAUACAUACUUUUGAUAUUCAAAUGGUAUUCAUCAAUAAAAAUGCCAUUAUACUUCUAGGUUCUACUAAAUAUUAAUCUAAUUAAAAUAUAUAAAUCUUAAAAUAUUGAAUAUUUUAUAUACAUGUAUGCAUUUGUGUCUACUCCGAAGAAUACACUAUAGCCCAUUUUCUGAAAGAUAAUUUUCUCUCAUUGGUGCAUUUUAAAGCUGAUUUUUUGAAUUUCUAAAAGGUUAUCAAAAUAAUCGGGAAAAACCGAAAGAAAAUUAUAGGUAAAACGGUAAAUAUUUACAGCGGACCGCGACGUUACCGUUUUCAUUAUGUAUAUAAUAUACGGGAAAAUUUAUAAAAAUAAUUCUUUUAUUCCUUUAAAUUUUGUUUUUAUAAUCUGAAUGUAGUGAAGAAUGUCUUUUUUUAUAUUUGCAUACUGUGUACGAAAAUUUAGUUUAAUGUAGUAUUUUUUUUUUUUAUAAGAGCUUUAAAAUCAAAUUUUGAUGACAAUCGUAAAUAUUACGGCCUUUCAAAACAAGUAUAACUGAACUUCGCUCCGAAUCGUUUUUUGUUAUCAUUAGUCACAAGUAUAAAUUAGAUAACUUAAUGUAUCUCAUCUUUCCCACUACUCACCUAUAACAAUGGGCGCACAUGUCACACCAGCUCUUUUUAAAAAUUAUUUUGAAUUAGGUUUUUCACUAAGGAAAUUUGGUAUCCUAAAAAACUUAAAUAAGAACGUUAUUAUGGCUUAAUAUAUUAUUAUAUAUAUUUUAACUAUUAUAAAAUACAAAAUAGUUUAAAAUACCUUAUUACAGAGUUGUAUUUAUUAAUUAUUUUAAUUUUUUAUCUUCGUAUGGCUAAAUUGUUUAUACAGUUAGUCUUUAUUAAAAUAAAUUAUUUGUACAUAUAAAUUAAUAUUAAUUGUUGAACAAUUUAAAUUAUAUUUAGAUAAAUGAGUACUAAACAUUUUAGUUUUCAAAAAUUUAAGUUAUUAAUAUUUUAUUGUUAUUUUUACUAUUUUUAAUGGAAAAUAUCUAUAUAAUCAAUACUUAUUUAGGUUUGUUUAACUAUGGAUAUGAAUAUAUGGGAUCAAAUAAAAGCAUUAUUAUAACUCCAUUAACUAAUCGAAUAUUUUUGACAUUUACUCAAGCAUUAUUAAUGUGUUUGGGUGGUGCAACUCACGGUGAGGAAUUUUAAUUUUGAAUUAUUUACUUUUUAAAAUUAUAAUUGCAAUUUAUUGUACUGUUUUUACAGGUCCUACUGGAACAGGUAAAACCGAAACGACCUUAGCAAUGGCUCUAAUAUUAGGAAAUUGGUGCAAAGUUAUUAAUUGCAGUGAUGGUUUAGACCAUCAGACAAUUAGUCAGUUUUUGAACGGUAUUUGUCAAAGUAAAAUUUGGGGGUUGUUUACAAAAUUCAAUAGAAUUUCUUUAAAAACAUUGUCGGUUGUGUCAACUUUACUAUUUUCUGUGAAAUAUGCAUUAUUUGAGAACAAAAAUGAAACCAAAGUAAAUGCCAUUUUUGUUCGAAAACAAAUUAUAUUUACUUAAACCGUAAUUUUAAUACAAUAAUGAUAAUUUUAAAUUAGUUUCAUGAAUGUGACAUAAAUAUUAACCCAAGAGUCGGUAUUUUCAUUACUAUGAAUGUUGACGAAAUGAAUGGGCAACAAAAAGAAAUUAAUGAUAUUAUAAAAAAUCAUUUUAGACCGGUGAUUUGUCUCAUUCCCGAUUUUGAACAAAUAUGCUUUACUAUUUUAUAUUCUGAAGGAUUUCUACAAGCCAAGGUUGUAUAAUAUACUAUUAAAUUUUAAAUUAUUAUUAAAUUAUAUUAUUCGUUCAUUAGAUCUUAUCAACAAAAAUUUCAUUGUUAUAUAAGCUAUGUAAAGAAGGACUUUCAAAUCCAUUAAAUAGUGUAUUUGAUCUAAGAUCAUUAAAACUAGUUAUCAAGUCUGCAAAAAACCUAAUAAUUAAACAACCUGACCUUGAAGAACAUUUAGUUAUAAUGAAAACACUAAGGUUUGUAAUUUAAAUUAAACUAUGAUCAUUUUAAAUAUUUUAAGUUAUUGAAAUAAUAUGAUGUAACUUAUCUGUAUCAUAUAAUUAAAUUAUUCAAGAACUUAUCUGAAAUAUUUCAUAUUACUAGUGGUAAAAAGAGAAUUAAGGUUGGGUAAAACAUCGGAGGGCAUUUAUUUGUCAAGAGUAGGUCAGUUAUAUAAUUUUCAGUCAACUUCCAAAUAUUUCUUUUAUUAAACUGGGAAAUGACAAAUGACUAUGAUAAGGUGAAGGUACAGAAACAUAUUAAAAUACAUUUUUUUUGUAUGAAUUCUGUUUUUUAAAUUUUCACAAAACUCAGCUUUUAAAUGGUUAAAAAAAAAAUGAGAAUUAGUUGAUAUAGUUCAAAAAAUUUAACAGAAAGAAAUUUUCAGAACUGCCUAAGAGUAAAUUCAUGUAAUGUAGCUAAGUUGAAGCUAUUAAUUUAUUUUUAAAUGUUUUAUUUGUUCAAAAACGACAACAAUAAGUCCAUAAUACAUUUUUGUUUAAAAUUGUUUUUAAUUAGAUAUGCCAUCAAGUUUUAAACUUAGUUUGUUAAACGUUUUCUUUUAACUAGGCAUACUAUGAAGUUUCUAAGUAUCUAACUAAUAUUUUAACGACCUUUACCAAGGUGAGUCAUCAAGUUUUAAAUUAUUCGUUUGUCGUUUGUCGUUUAAUGUUUUAUUAGUUUUUCGAUUGUUAAUCUUAGAUUCUAAGUAUAGUGAAAGAUGUAUUAGUUUUUCAAAGAUAUUUAUUUUUUUUAAUUUUGAUUUUUUAUGCGAAUACUUUGUCUAUUAAAAAGCAUACUCCGAUGUAUACAAUGUAGACAUUUUUCUGAAAGGAUAUUUUUUUGGAAUGGUACUUUAGGGAGGUCAUUUUUCGAUUUUCCCAAGAGUUUCCCAUCAAAUGUGAAAAAACGGGAAAAAACAUGAGAAAACCGGGAAAAACAUAGGAAAAUCGGUACAACAUUAAACAAAUAUUAUCAAAGAUAAUAUAUAAUGCCUAUUUAAUCAUUUUACCACAAUAUGACAUAUAUAUUGUUGACAAAGCAUCACUAUCAAUUAAGCUGUACUCGGAAUCGUUUUUUCGAUAGCAAUGGUUUGUGGUUGCAUAAGGUUAAAAUCAAAGAAGUACUUUAUAAAAACGACAUCACCAUUAAGGGAAAACCCAGAAGGAGCGAACAAAAGGAAAUACGCUCACACGCUGGGACGUACCCAGAGAAAACUUACCACCGGGAUAUAACCUACCCUGGAAAAUGUGGAAAACUCUCAACCAUCUGAGAACAUAAGUGGGAGCAACUAAAAAAUAUCUCAAUAAAUGGGGAAUGGCAAGCAGUACAAAUUGUGAAUGUGGAGAGAAAAAAACAUCAAACCAUCUACUCGAGUGUACAUGGAUACCUAGUAAAAGUGGAAUGAAAAAUUUCAUUGGACAAACAGAAAUCACAGACGAAAUUAUACGAAUCAUUAAAGACCGAGGAAAGGAAGAAUUGUAAUUAAAAAAAAAAAAACUCACCGACACGAGAAGAAGAAGAUCGUUGCUUACAGUUAUACAUUAAAUUCCCAUCUAUAUCUUACUUUUUCAACUUCCCGCCCGCAACAGUGGCUGUACCCGUCUUCAUUAUCCUAGGACAGCUUUUUUUUUAAAAUAUAUAUACAUUUAUUAAAACUAUUAUCACUUAUCACUUAUGACAUAUUUACCCUUGAUUUUUAAAAUUGUUAAAUGUUCCUUUAUUCUAAUAAACCAUUUAAAUAUUAUUAUUGUGUAAACAUUUUUAAAUAGGUGCAUUUUUAGUUGUACACGGCGCUAUGAUUAGGCAAAAUUGGUACAUAACUGUAAAAGGAGACUUUAAUUAAAUAAGUGAUUGUCUUUAUUUAACAGCCGUUUCCAUUAAUUUUGUGAAGCAAUAUAAUUUCUGAAAACACUUGAAUUUGUCAUAAAGUUUAAUUAAGAACGGUUUUCACAUAGUUUAGAUUCUGAGUGAAGCGAGGCAUCUAUUUGUUGUACAUUUUGUAUUUUUUUUGUCUGUAAACAACUUUUCUCCUAGAAAUCUCGUUCCAAUCGAAAUAUGAAAAAGAGACCUUCUUUGUUGCAUUUUAACUCUUCACUAUUACUUUACUAAUACUUUGGAAAGUUGAUUUUUUAAAAUACUUAUUAAUAUUUAAGAUAAUGAGGAAAACUGGUUUUUUAAGUAAAAAAGAUAAAAAAUAAAAUUGGCAACCGCUUUUAUUUAUUUAGUGUUAUUAUAAAAUUUUAUUUUUUGAAACAAUUAUUAUUUAUUGAAAACACACACUAUUUAUUUAUUUUUUUUUAUUCCUUUUAUUUUAAAUUUUUCUUUCGCUCAGAAUCAUUUUUCACUAGCAAUAAUUUAUCAUUAUUUACAGGUAUAAAUUAAAUAGCGUUAUGUAUUCCACCAUCCAAACUAUCAACCUACAACAGUAACCACACCCAUUCCUAGCCCUUUUUUUUUUUAAGUAUAUAACAAAUAAAGGGAAAUUAAAAAUAUUAUUAUCAUAUUUGAAUUGUUGAAGAAAUAAAAAUCAAAAAAGGACGGACAUCUUCGCACAUGGGUGCAGCCACUGUUGAAGGUAAAAAGUUAGGAAAGUAGACAAUAGAUAGGAAUUUAAUGUAUAUCUGUAAGCAAUUGCAAACCAUUGCUAGCGAAAAAACGAUUCUGAGCCGAGUUCAGUUGAUAAUGUUGCUUUGUCAACAAUAACAAUAUAUAUUAUUAUGUUAUAUUAUGGUAACAUGAUUACAGCAAUGUGCGUUUAUAUAAUAAAAAUAAUUAAUUAAGAAAUAUUAAGAUAGUAAAAACUUAAUAAUAACAAAAAAUAAAUAAAACCGGUUUUUAAUGGCAACCUUAUUUUUAAUCUUUCAAUAUUUUUUAACCUAAAGACCGAGGUUUUCCUCGUUGUCUCAAAUAUUAAUUAGAAUUUCAAAAAGGCCCUCUUUAAAGUACCACCCAGAGAAAUUUCCCUUUCAGAAAAGGUGCUAUAUUUGAUAAUCAGAGUAUGCUUUCUGGUAGAAAAAGUGUUAAAAAAAAAAAAAAAAAAAAUAAACAUCAUUGUAAAACCAAUACAUUCCUCAUUCCACUUAGAAUCUAAAAUGUGGGAAAAUUGAUCUUAGAAAUGACAAGACCAUUCUAAUUUAGGAAAUAGUGAUAAAAAUCCGGUAGCUGGAUCGGGAAUCGAAUCCAAGUACCUCGUUUGUCAGGCGAUUGCUCUACUACUGAGCUACCUGAUACCUUAUGUCUACAGUAAUUUCUGCUAAUGAAUACUGGUACGAAUAAAUAUUCCGGGUUUGGGCUAUUAGUGGAGUGGCCUUGCUAGUGGACUUAAAGAAAUACUGUCUACAGAGUUCUUACCAAUUCACUAGAUCAAUCGGUCGGUACGUUGGAUUAAAACAUAUCCAGAUUUGAAUGUUAUACGUGUAUAAGACAAAUACAGAACACAACCACUAUCAAUUCUCUUAAAUUAAUGGAUACCUAAGUGUUAACUAUAAUUAUAUGUGAACAAAAUAGAUCCCGUGUGAAAAUGGUUUCUUUGAAACUAGAAAUCAUACAAACUAUUUUUAUCUAAAAAAAAGAUUGUUUGUUUUCAAAACUAAGUAUAAAAGGAUAAAAUAAUGUAUUUAUUAUUUAUUACACAAUUUUUGAUAAUUUCUUCAUUUUUUUUUUCAGAGAUUUUAAUUUGCCUAAAUUAAUUGAUGAAGAUAUUCCUUUGUUUUUAUCGUUUAUAUCGGAUUUAUUUCCAAAUGUUAAAUAUUUUAAAUCAACGAAUAAUGAUAUCAAUGCGACUAUAGAAAUUGUUUUAAAGCGUGAAAAACUCAUAAAAAUUGAUAGCCAAGUAGAGAAAAUUAAUCAAAUAAUGGAUGCUUUGACCACCAGGAAUUCAAUCUCAAUAGUAGGGCCAACAAGUGGUGGAAAAUCUGUUAUAAUAAAUAUUUUAUGUGAAACGUUAAACCAUUUAAAAAUGUCAACGAAAAUCAUAACACUCAACCCAAAAGCCUUUACAAAAUUAGAAUUAUAUGGUUAUGUAGAUCCAAUUACAAAAAUCUGGAAUGAUGGAUUAUUGACAAAUAUUUUCCGAAACAUAAAUCAACCAAUUGUUCCUAAUAAUCGGUCACGCCAUUUUAUUUUGUUUGACGGUGACAUAGAUUCGAUUUGGAUAAAUGAUUUAAAUCCUGUUAUGGAUGAUAAUAAAAUGUUAACAUUAUCAAAUGGAGAAAAAAUAAGGUUAGUACAUUUAAAUUAAUUUAAAACAAAUGAAUAAUCACUAAUACUGUUAAAAGGUACAAUUUAAUACUAGGUUAAAUUAAUAAUACAAAUGAUUUAAAAAUGAAUAUUCAUACAUUAUUAAAUUUUGGAAAAAUUUCUGAAAAUUAAUAAAUAUUAUCGUCAGUCAAAAAACCAACUAAAUAUUUGGGUUAAGAUUUAAAUUUAAUAGUUCAUUUUUAAUAUUUUAAAAUAAAAUCACCUGAUAAUAGGUAGUAGAUAUACUGAUAAUGUUUGCAGAUGAUACAGUUUUAAUAGGAAAAAGUCUGGAAGAAGUUAAUUUUUAUUAAGCCAAUCGGCCUGAAGAAUAGUAAUUAAAAGAAAAGGAACUAAGGAUAAGUAAAAGUAAAACAAAGUAUAAUAGAGUAUAAGUUUGGAGAAACAAGACAAGAUUAGCUAGUGACAAUAAGGGGUACGUAAUAUGUGAGAUUGAAAGUUUUAAAUAUCAAAGAUCUUUUAUAUAAAAGAACGAUGGCUUUGAAUUGAUGUGAAAGUGAAAUAUAGGAUUUAAUCUGGGUAGAUAAAGUUAAUAGAAGCGUCAAGUAUUUAAUGUAAUAAAAUAACUCCAAUGAGACUUAAAGGUAAGUUUUACAAGAGAGUGGAUGUGGUCUCACCAUUGAGACCGGCUAUAUUGUAUGUUUAUAAUUAGAAUGCUGAGUGGAUGAGUGGAGUGUCCAGAGAAAAUAGAAUAAGGAUUAAGUACAUAAUAGGUAGCUUAUAUUCGGGGCACGAAAAAAAAACGCUAUGCAUCAUAUGUCUAGCAGCAGUUUUUCUAAAAGGGUUAUCAAAUAAUCCCGUCAGCGCUCAUUUUUCGUGUCCUUAAAUACAACACAUAACAAUAGCGUGACAAUACAAUGUUGAGAACCUAUGGCCAUAACGCUGGGUAUGUAUAACUGGUCACUACUCGUCGUGCCCGCGACUAUAGGUGGCUUCGAUAGUAGACAAAAUAAGAGAAAAUAAACUGAGAUUGUUUAGGCAUGUUAUAAGGAGAGAUGAAUCAGAAACAUUGGGAAUUGUUAUGAAAAUAGAAAUAGUAGAAAAGAGGGGGAAAGAAGAUCGAAAAAUAAGUGGUUGGAUCGAGAAUAAUAUAAGCACAUGCGAGGUGGAAGAUCAGAUCAAGUGGAACUUUAGGACCAGAGUAGUCGGCCCCAAACAGUUGAGAUGAAGGUGACGGAAAAGAAGAAGAUGAAAUGUAAUAGAUUAUUUGAUAAGAAUACAAAUAUUUAUUAUUUUCAUUUUAUAAUAUUUUUUGAUAAUUGUAUAUAGGAUUAAACCACUGUGUAAUUUGUUGUUUGAAGUUGGUAAUCUUGCACAUUCAGCACCAUCUACAAUAUCUAGAAUGGGCAUAAUUUAUGUUGAUCCAUACAACCUUGGAUAUAUGCCAUUUUGGUUACGUUGGUUAGAAUCACGAAGUUUGAUAGAGCAAACGGCACUCGACCAAUGUUUUCAAAAAUAUGUACCGGAGUUGCUGAACUUAAUUUUUGAAAAUGCCAAUUCUUUUGAGAAAUCAUGUCCAUUGAGGACUGCGGUUCCACAAACCAAAUUAAAUAUGGUAAAUUAUAUUUGUCAGAUUAUUAAUCCAUUUUUAUUUUAAUAAUCAAUAAUUAAAAUUUGACUAUUUAUUCUCUUUUAGAUAACUCAACUUUGCUUUCUUCUGGACACCUUUUUACCUUUGGUCUCAUCGGAUAAUGAUUCGAUUAACACAAUUAAACGCAAAAGAAGUACUAUGACCAACAAUGCAGCCAUUCCUUUGAAUUCGAUGAUUUCUUUUAUGGCUGGAAUGGGAGUAAUAGAAGCUGUAUUCAUACAAGCUUUAUAUUUUUCUUUAGGAGUAUUAUUAACUGAUGAAACAGCUCGUUAUACUUUCGACGAAACAGUAAAAAAGUUAUCUGGUUUUACGGUUUCUCAAAAUGCCUAUGACCAGCAGCAUAAACCUAGUCUAAAAUAUAUACCAUGUGAUGAACCUACUUGGUAUGAUUACUUUUUAGACUUUAAUAAGCUGGAAUGGAUUGCGUGGAAAAAGGUUGUUCCAGAAUAUAUUCAUAAUGAUAUGAUUAAAUUUGAUGACAUACUUAUUCCUACAUUAGAAUCGACUAGAUUGACAUGGAUACUAACAUUGAUAAAUGAAGUACCUAUUUUGUAUUUUUUUUUUUUUUUUAAAUUACCAACACAGAUAAAUCAAUACAAAUUUUUAUUUCAGUAUUACUUUAGAAGUGCAAUAUUUAAAAAGGUAAACAUACAUUAUGCAGGUAAUAGUUUAUAAUUAAUAAUUAUUAUAUAAAUUAUUUAAUUAAAUAUUAAAACUAUAAUGGUAAAUUGUUCAAAACUGGUUAUUGAAUAGGUAAAAAUUAAUAUGAAAUUUAAAUAUAAUAUUUUCUCUUAGAAUUCCCAUUUAUUUUUAUUUUUAUUUAUUCAAAAAUAAUAUUUCAUACGAGUAUUGUAUUUCUAAAUUAACUUUUCUAGUAAUUAUCAUUUUUGUUUUUUUUUUUUUUUUUGGUAAUCAACAGGACUCUCACACAAUUAUAGAAAGUAAUAAAAUUAUUUGAUUAUUUUUGUUUGAUAGUUAAGUAUUACCUAUACUUAUUAGAUUAUAGUUCUUAAUUAUACGUUUUAACUAAUUAAAUUAUUGUUCAUUUAUUCAUUCAUUAACAUGCCACUGUUUCUUUCAAACACUUAAACCUAUGUAACAUUAUUUUAAUAAUGUCUUUAAAACAUGUAUUAUUUAUAUUACCAUUGAAAAUGAAAAGUACUAGAUAGUUAUUUGGUUUUUAGUUAUAAUAUAAUGUAUUCAUUUUAUAGGUAAAGCGUCCAACAAUUAUCGUUGGUAAAAUGAGUUCUGGGAAAACAGCUAUAAUGAAAUAUUUCAUGCGUAACUUGGAGGCAAAAUAUUAUGUAAGCAUUAUUAAUUUAUAGAUCUAUUAAUACAUUUUAUGAAUACCUGUAUAUUUAUUUAUGAAAGUAAGCGUCUGUCUGUUUGUUAAUUUGUUUGUCUGUGCGAAAUGUAUAUCCGAUGUCAAUGAACAAGUCUGUGUGCACACAGUGCACCUCAGAGCCGGAUUUUUGAAAUUUAAUCUCUUAAUUAAAAAUAAGCCCACACAAGAUUUUAAUUUUUUUUUGUAUAAAAAUUAAUUAUUUUUUUAUGGGUUACUUUGGUGACACGAAUGAAAAAUGUUAUUAUUAAUUAAUUUGGUUGUUCCGGGCAAGAAAGUUCUAUUUAAAAAAAAUAGAUUACCAGACGAUAGAGUUAUAAGUAACAAAUGAUAAGAACGGGGGUGGUAACGAGGAAACACAGGAAAAAGUCGUUUUAUAUUUUUCAUCAAUACUAUUCUAUCCUAUUCCAUCCUGGUGCAUACCCGGGGAAACAAUGAGGAGAACGCGUUUUUAUUUUAUUUUUGUUCAAUACUGCCUAUGCACAAUUAAAGGUAUAAUUAAUAAAAUUGAAUAUUUAUAAUAAAUCAUAUACACAAUUAAAAAGAUAUAUAAAAAAAAACCUACCUCUAUGUAAGAAAACGAAAUUAUAUAAUAAGUAUAAACAAAACAUAUUCGACAAUAAUAAAUAAUUUUUCCUUGAGUUUUAAUUUACUAACAUUCAAUUUUUUUUUUUUGCAUGUGUGUGGUUUUUAUAAAAUAAUAAAAAUUAUCCAGAUACGUACGAAUUAAUACCACUGACUAAUUAAAUUUGAAUUUUGUUUAAUAAUAAAUUCAAUUUCACGGUUUGUAGAUUAAAAUGGCAUUUAACUUCUCGGCAAGAACUUCGUCAUUAGACGUUCAAAAAAAUUUAGAAAUAAAUCUGGAAAAACAUUCUAGAAAAACCUAUGGCCCUCCAAUUGGAAAACGAUUAGUUUACUUUAUUGAUGAUUUAAAUUUACCUCAAGUAAGCAUGGGUAUUUUUUUUUUUUUAUUAUAUUAUGUAGUUAGGUGUUCAAAAAAAGAAAUUUUAUUUUAAAUACUUUAUAAUAAUAUGUAAUGUAUUUCUUUAUAUGUUUUAUAAUCAUAGCGAAUGAUAGUCGAUACCUAAAGCAUUGCGGUUUUUUUUUUUUAAUUCAUAAUUUUUUACAUGUAGAUUUUGUUAAUAUUAUCUAUUAUAAUAGUCCUGUAAUAACCAGUGCGCAGUGGGAGGAGAUGUUUAGGAUUAUAUUUCCCUCCCAUUUGCUUAAAAAUGCAACAACUAUGGUAUGUGAGUUUAUAAUUAUUUAGCAGAUAUAUAGUUAUUAUAAUUAUUUUGAAAUUAUAUAAUUACUCGUAUUUCAGCCAAGUUAAAAGGAAAAAAGCUUGAAUAUGAAAUCAAAAUUUAGGAUCUGGCUUUUGCAUUCUUUUUGUCGAUUUAAGUUUAACAUUAGACAAUUUUACAAUUUUUUUAUGAAUACUGAUUAAUAUUUAUUAUUUUCUCUUUUAUUGAAAAUUCUUGGGUGGUGGGCACACCACAGGUGAUGACUAAGCAAUUUAAUAAGAAUAAUAAUUUGAUCUGUUCUACUAUCGCUAGCGAGUCUAUUUAUUGGCCAACUCAGCUGAUCACUAUUGAAUGGACCACUAUUUUAGAUUCGGAGCGUAGCGAUACUGUUAAUUUCUUCUUUUUUUUUCUUUGUUCUAGUCUGUGAACACGUUUUUUCUUAGUCAACUUGCUCCGAUGUAUAAAUGAAGCACUUUUUAUGAAAGCUCAAGUUGUCUAAAUAGUACUUCAAUGAUGCAAUUUUUUAAUUUUCAAUUCCAUUUUUCAAAUAAAAGCACUUAAAUGUGAAAAAAAAAAGAAAACGUACAAUUUCACGAUUUCAUUAUUAUAUAAAACACAGAUGACGUUUUCUACCAAAAAAAAUGAUUUGAUCGAAAAAUCACAAACAUCUUUUUUGUUUUGUUUUUAUUUACUUUCUUACGGUAUCAUUGCCAAAACUUAUGAGCCACUUUUGAGCUUUAAAGGAAUUUUAAUUUUUGGGAGUUUUUUUGCUGUGAUUCGGUUAUAAAUACACGUAGAGACUUGACAUUUGGUAAUAAUACUCAUAUUAGAUUUACCUAGACGUGGUAAAGUUUUAAAAAUCAUCGGACGAUUUUUUGUUUUUUAAUAAGUGUUUUGAAAUAACGGAAAUCGCAAAAAAAAAUUGCGGCACUUCAAAUUAUGUGUUACCGAACUGCGCUCGGAAUCGUCUUUCAUCAAGCAAUUGUUUAUCGUUGCUUACAGAUAUAAAUUAAAUAACCUUAUGUAUCCUAACUUCCCAACUUCUCACCUAAAACAGUGGCCGCUCCCAUCUUCAGUAUCAGCUCUUUUUUUUUUGAUUAAACUUAAUAUUUAGUAUCCUUGCUUGUCUUAACACUUCUUCUACUGCUUUGUCAUAUUCUAUCUUUCCUUCGGUCACUUAUAAGUGUGACAUCAAAGUAUACAAAUGUGACCAUUGACUAAAAUAUUUUGAUGUUAAUUGUUGGAAUAUUUCUGGAGCAUUAGCUAAUACAAAUGGUAACGUUUUAAACCGGUACGACCCAAAAUAUGAGCUAAAUGCGCAGUACUUCCUCUAGCAACUGUCUCAUUCGCACUGAUAAAACCCGUCUUUAAGAUCAAAAAGUGUACUUUUUCCACCUAAUGCUUAUCCCGUACAUUGUCAAGUGUAGGGAUUAGGAACCAUCUCUCUUAUUAUACAUUUGUUUAAAUCUUUUGGAUCUAGACACAUGCGUAAUGAAUAGUCUGGCUUAUGAAGCUUUUUUAAUUUCCUCAUUUAUUUCAGUAUAAAAUUUGUUCAAAUUUUUCAAACGAAAAUAAUUUAGUAACUUGCUUUAGUGACUUGGCCAAUUACUAGCCUGUAAGACCGGCAUACAAGAUAUUUCAUUGUGGUCCAAAGAUGAUAAGUCAACCAAUCGGUGCGCAUUAUGUAGUUGACAAACACUAUCUUAGUAUAAUAUAAACUUUCUACCAAUCGCUAAACAAAAAUAAAGUAUGACGUAGUAAGAAUUCGAAAAAAAUAAAAAUCUAUUAUUAAUGAAUGUUUGAAUUUGAAAAAUCAAGGUGUUUAGCAUAAACUAUAUUUCUGAUUGCUAAUGGGUCUAUCAUCUAUUAGUCAUCAGUUAUCGACACAAAGCUGCUAUAGAAGUAUAAACUAUGAAUAACAUUUUGUGGCCCCUUUAAAAACGUAUUGCAGCGAAAUAUUUUUAUUUUUAAUACCUAUAUUUAUCUGUAUUUUUAAUUUUAAAGCUGGACGAAUGCGGUUCACAGCAACCUAUUGCUCUAUUAAAAGGUAUAUUUGAUAAACAAGGCAUGUAUGAUAGAUGCAACAAUUUUGACUGGAAAGAUCUCGUAAAUAUAUGUAUGUAAAACGUAAUUUGUAAAGAUCAUUGAGGAAGUAUUUAAACGUAUAACAUUUUGAUUUCAGGCUUUUUUGCUGCUAUGAACCACGUAGGAGGUGGGCGAAAUGAAUUAGAUACACGUUUUUUGUCAUUAUGUUCGGUUUUUUCAUUGCCUUUUCCGUCGGAAAAUACAAUUCGAUAUAUUUUCAAUUCAAUUUUAUCUGGUCAUACAAUAUCAUUUACAGACAACAUUAAAUGUGCAGUUAAUAAUAUUGUAGAUAUGACAUUGAACUUAUACAAAGUAAGUAUACUUAACUACAUUUAUAAAAUUUAAAUAUUAUAUUUUACUUAUUUCAUAAAAUAACUGAAAUUAAUUUGAUAAGUACCUGAUAAUUUAAAUAGGUUUUUAUACUAUAAUUUUAUUUUAAAGAAUAGAUUACAUUCUUAAUAUUGAAAAUGAUUUCCUUAUAUUAUUUCAAAAAUACCUACUUUUAAGUUUCAAAUUAUAGCUUUUUUUUUACGUAAACAAUUUUUCUAAAAGAAAUCUUAAUAAUUAGAAAAACCUGAGAAAUUUACAUUACAAUAACGGUUUUCAUUAUUUUUAAUUUUUUUUUUUUUGUUAUGAUUCAGUGGAAUUUUCAUAUCAUAUACUUUCUAGACAUGGCAAAAUACUUAAAUGUUUAAAAUAUGCCAAUGCAGUAUUCUAAAUUACGUAUAACUUAUGAAACUUUUUGAGUUUUAUUAAUAUUCGUUGGUCUUAUAUGGAUAAAAAUUAUUUGAUUUUUUAAUAACAUUUGAAAAUUUGAUAUCAUCAUAAUAUUCAUCAUAAUAAGUUGUUCUUAUGAUAAUAUACAAAUAAACGUUUAUAGUUCAAAUGUUGAGGAAAAUCACAGAAAUCAUGGAAAUUUUGAUUAUUAUUUUCCAAUUUGAAUGAAUAAACCGUUUUUUGGUUUUAAAAAAAUGAUAAAUAAUUUAGGAAAAAAUACAACUACAAUUUUAAUUUAUUUUGUAUUUUUGAAUUAAUACAAUAUUCAAAGUUUAUCAAAAUAUGUUUAACCGAAUUUCGCUCAGAAUCGUUUUUAGCUUUGCAUUACUGUUGCGUACAGAUAUAAAUUAAAACUAUCCUAUAACUAUCUUAUUUUCCCAACUUUCUACCUACAACAGUGGUACACCCAUAGUGUGAAUUUUUUUUUUUAAAUAAUACUUUUCUGAGUAUCUAUGCGUAUAAUAAUAUUAACAAAUAAAAUAUACCUGCCUGCAACUGAAUAAUUAUAUAAUUAAUAAUUUUAGGUAUUAUUAUAUAAAUAUACAAUUAGGAAUUUUGGAUAUUAUUAUAUAAAUAUAUAAUUAAUAAUCUUGAAAAUUAUUAUUCACAUAUUUGCUGAUCUCGUGUAUUUUUCACGUAAAAACGACUAUGUAUUAACAUGAUUUGUUUGUGUAUUGUAGUUAGUACUUAUGAAAUUACAUCAAACACCAGACAAAUUCAUUUAUGUUUUCAAUUUAUGUCAUAUAAGUUGUAUCAUUAAUGGAAUGACCCAAAUAUCACUCAACAAAUUUACAACUACGGAAUCAUUUGUAAGAGUUUGGAGGAACGAAUUCACAAGAGUUAUAUGCGAUCGAUUAAUUUAUCAACAAGUACUACUUACUUAUAUGUUUUAAAUAGUCUGCUUCGACUUCUUUAAAAUACAAUUAACAAUUUGAAUAAUCAAGUGUUUUUUUUAUCAAAGACAUUUUCGGUUGUUAUAUUUGAUACUUAGUAUAAAAGUCAACAAUAUAAAAAAAAUGACUAAGGUCGAAUUUCCUCCCUUCCUCCACCCCAAAACAUUAAAUAACCGAAUACUAUAACUAUAGUUAUACAGGUAAUACAAAACUUACUAUAAGGAUACUAUAAUACCUAAUUGUACUUUUUCCAAAAAUAAAACAAGUUUAAAAUUGAUCAUAAAAAUGGUUGUUGAUAGGAUUGAAAGAUGAAAUCCCUAAAAGACAUAUUCUUAAUAUUUAUACCAUACAUAUUCAAAAUGUCAUCCUCCUGAUUUCAUAUGGAUAGUCUAUAGAGGAGCGUAGAAAACUUAAAAAGAAAAACCUACUCCAACUACAACAUGGUGACAUAUAUAUUGAAACUAAACCAAAAUUGUAUUACUUCAAUCCACUUAUAAAAUAAUCUUAAUUCUCGAGUUUGAACUUAUAUGUUACAGAGAGAACUGUUCAUAAAGUAGAGGGAAAAAGAUAUAUAUAAUAUAGAGGUGUCCUACGAAAAUAUACUCAUUUCAAUAUCUUCUGAGAUGAUAAACAUUAUUUAUAUUAAAGUUAAAUUUUUAUGUUUUGGUAAAAAUUAAAAUUCUAACCUUUAAUUUUAUUAUUUUUGAAAAAUUUAAUAAUAACUUUUUUAUAAAUUUUAUUCUUCUGAAAAUAUUGAAGUUUUAAAUUUUUUUUUACAUUAAAUUUUUGAUUUUUAAUGAUUUAUUAAAAGUCAAUGAAAAAUACCUAUAACUAUGCAGCAGGCUGUAAUCACAUUCACUAUUACCUAUUAUUAUGUACAUUUGACUGAACAUUUUUUUUUCUCUGAACUCUAAAUAAAUAUUAAAAAUCACUAAUUCAAUGAAAAUAAAAAGUUCAUAAGUCAUAAUGUUUAGAAGAAUAAACUCUAGUCUAUAAAAUGGCUAUUUUUAAAUUUACAAAAACAUAAAGAAUUAAUUGAAAUGUAGGUAAGUAAUUAUAGUCCUUGUCCCUGUGAGUGACAUGAAAAAAACGGUAUUUGAUUAUUUUUAUUAUCUCCGGAAACAUUACAAUGGGUAUAUCUUCAUGGGACACUGUAUAUAUCAGACACUAUACAGUCAUUAACCGCUAUUUUUGUGGAAUUCUAUAAAAAUAUAAAAGAAAAUUGAUCAUUUUUUUUUAGGAUCGGGAAUUAAUUGAACGUCAUCUUAUUCAAGAAGUACAAUCAUAUUUUCCAUUACAAGUAGACUAUGUUCUUAGAGAUCCUCUUUUAUUUGGUGAUUGUAGAAAUGCUAUUAAAGCAAAUGAUCAAAUACGAAUUUAUGAGGACCUAAUAGAUUAUGAUUCUGUAUUUUAUUUAUUUCAAGAAGUAAGAACUAAGUAUAUUUUGAUAUAAUUCAAUAAUAAAAUAUUGUUAAAAUGUUUUUUUAGAUAUUAUUGGAAUAUAAAAAAUAUCACGGCGUGUUGGACAUGGUACUUUUCAACGAGGCAUUAGAUCAUUUAGUAAGAAUUCAUCGAAUGCUUAGAAUGAGUAGAGGACAUGUUUUGUUAAUUGGUAUGAAUGGAAAUGGCAAGAAAUCUCUUUCCAAGUUAGCUGCAUUUACAUCUGGUAUAUAAGAUGCAUUAAUUAUGAUCAAAUAUGAUUUUUAACUUCUUCAUUUAAAUAAAAUAUAUAAAUUAUUUCUAACAAAUGUAUUAUAUUGGAAUUUCUUAGAAUCCUGUGAAUAGUGCCUUUAUGGUUAUAAAUCUAAUUCUCAAUUUUUUUUCGAUAAAUAUAAUCAAAUUAUUUAUAUUAUUGAAUGUUUAUCAUUCAUUUUUACUAAUUUGUGUUGUUUUCUUUAUUUUUAUUUCACAAUAAACUAAAAAUUAUGAUAUAUUAUGUAUUUAAAUUUGUUUAGGUUUUGAAGUACGUAUAAAUAGUUCAUUUUAUACCAAUCAUAAUGUUGGAAUGAAUAAACAAAACUUUGAAGAUAAUUUAAAAAAUGUACUAUCCAAAGUUGGAGUUGAAAAUCAACCUGUUGUUUUCAUAAUUGACAAAGUUGAUAUAAUUGAAGAAGGUGAAUAUUCAUUGUUAAAAUGAACUUCCUCUCCUUAGCUUCAACUAUUUGUAUUAGUCUAUUCUUUAAGUUCCCCAUGACUCGACCAACUGCAUUCUUUUUUUGCACUCCUAAUUUUAUAACACUCAUUACCACAUCUCACGACCUAUUUUUGAUCUUUCUUAUCUUCUACAUUAAUUUUCUUUGCUCUUUUUUACGACUGUCUUUCCUCUCCUUAUAACAUACAAAAUUCAUCAAUCUAUUUGUUUUUAUAUUAUCAAUUAUUGCUGCCACUUCCAUGCUUACUCUUAUAUAUUUAUUAUCUUUUUUUUAUUUUCUAAUAGUUCUCUAAUUCACACAUCCAUAUUAGCAUUUUCACCUCCUAUCAAUGCUCUCACACAGUCACACCAAUACUUUCAUCUCUAAAUAAUAUGCUGCACCAUGAUCUCUAUCCAUGUAGCUAUAAAUGUUAACUUCAAUACUUAUAAAGCGCACAUUUUUUGUAAUUUAUAUUAGACAUCUAGCUAAAUAAAAUAUUACAAAUUCAUUUUUGGGACUGUUUAAUUACAUUAUUUACAUUGUUAUUUGUUUAACUAUUAUUCAAUAAUUCUUUUUUAUUAUGUUAUUUAUCAAGAAAUUUUAGAAUUUAUCAAUAAUAUUUUAACAAACGGUUUUGUACCAUCAUUAUAUACAGAUCAAAAGGAAAAUUUAGAAAUAAUUCAACGUUUUCGGGAUACACUGACAGAUGCAUCUAAUGAAAUAGCAGCGUAAGUAUUUGAUGUACACCUAGUUGUUCAUUUGUUAGUAUCAUUAUAUUUAUUAUCAUUUAUAAACUGUGUAUUUUAUUUAGAGACUUUUGUUGGGACAUGUUUUUGAAAAACUGUCUAAAUAACCUUCGUGUUGUAUUAUUAAUGUCACCUGGAAAUAAUCUUCGAUUGAUUUUUCGAAAUUAUCCAGGCUUUGUAAAUAAAACUUACAUUGACUGGAUUCAUAAAUGGCCUCUGGAGGCUCUACAUACAGUAGCUGAAAAAGUUUUAAUUAACGUAUGAUAUAUCCUUUUAAUUUAAUAAUAAAUAAUAUUAUUGUAAUAUAUAAAAAACAGUUUUUACGGUAUACUGUCACAGAAAUUUGUUGAAAGUUAUAAAGAUUCUACCUUAACUUUUUAAACUGUAUUUAGUAUUCAUAAAUACUAUAAAAUAAUAAUAAUAAAAAAUAAUACCUGUAAAAAAAAAGGUAGUUGUGAACUUAUAUGCAUUACAUCAACUAAAAUUAUUUUAAAUGAACAAUUAUUAAUGAAUAAUCUCAUUUACAUACAUUAAGUGUUUUAAAAAGACAAUCAAAAAUAUUUUGAAAUAUUAUUUUUUACCGUAAUUUUAUCAAUAUAUUUUAUUAAAGACAUUAUGUGUUAAGAAUAUUUUGACAAGACACGUUUUUAUUUUAUAAAUUUAUAAUUUAUUUGAAAAGUUUUUUUAUCAUCAAAAUUUAAAAAAAUAUAAGAACAGAACACUAUGAAACGUUUUGCUUGUAUAAAAUGUGAACCCUAUAAUGUUCUCCACAUUGCUUGUGUUUAAUAGAAAAAGAAAUCUAUGGUAGCUAUAUAAAUAUAUAUAACUAAAAAUACAAUUAUUUUUAGGAUCAAGUUAUUUCAGAUAACUACAUAAAUAAUGUAAUCAAACAAUGUGUUUAUAUGCAUAAAUCUGCAGAAAACUAUGCAAGCACAUUCUUUAUAAAUACAUCACCGAAAAUUUGUUUCACAUUUAAACAUUUAGUAGAUUGUAUACUAAUGUAUAAGAAAUUAGUUACGAACAAACUGAAUUUGUCACUAAUAAAGGUAUAUUAUAUUAUUUAUUUAUUUUUUAGUUAUAUAUUUGUUUGAAUAAUAAUUUAUAGUAACAAUAAUAAUAUAAUAAUAUCAUAAUAAUAUUAAUAAUAAUAAUAAUAUAAUUAUGCAUAUGCUAAGGUAGUCAAUGGGAGAGUAUGAAGGGGAUAUAUUCCUCCUUAAAAUAUUUACCUUCAAUAUUUAUAAUUAUAUAUAUAAUUUGUUAUAUUACUUAUAUUUAUAAAAAUAAAAAAAACACCCGUGCAUAUUUAUAAUAAUGCAAUGAUAAAUAUAAUUAAAGUUAUUGUAAUAAAAAUGGUUUAUCUUCUAUUCUGAUUCAGUUUCAUAGUCAUUUGCAUCAUCCAUGUCUUUUUAAUCACAUUAAAAGUCAUUUGUUUUGAACGAGUAGAGUUUUAACUUUAUUGAAAAAUGUUGAAAUCUUUUUUUCAAUGGUUCAAUUCUGUAUAUUUGAAAUAUACUCUUUUUAGAGUUGGAUUUAAAUUUAAAUUUGACUACCUUAACAAUAAGUAAAUUACUAAUCAAUAAUUUAUGUUAAAUUAAAAUAUAUUUUUCAACAUAUUUUUAUAGUCUCAACAAAUUCAGGAAGGAUUAGAAAAAAUUAAUGAAAGUACUUUAGAACUUAGUAGGAUAAGUAACACACUUCUUCAACAAGAAAGAUCUAUAGCACAUAACAACGAAACAUGCCAGAAUCUUGUACAAGAAAUUAAAGGUAUUCAAAUUCUUAUAGAAGAAAUAAUAGGUAUUAUGAAUGUUAGUUCCGAAAAAUUAAAUUCCAAGAAUGAGCAAAUUAAAAAUACAAGAAACAAAAUGACAAAGUUGAUCGAUACAACUUUACCAGUUUUAAAUACUACUAAAACAUUAUUAAAUGAAAUGAAUUUAGAAGAUUUGACCGAAUUAAAGUAAGAAAAAAUGAGUGCUAAUGUUUUAUUUUUAUUUAUCUAAGAUAAAAUUAUGUUAUGUUUUAGCUAAUUAUAAAUGUGAUACAUAUAAAUCUUUUUUUAGAUCACUGGAAACACCACCUGAAUCUGCUAUAACUUUACUUGAAUGUGUGGCUAUUUUUAAAGGCCUGAAAGAUAUGAAUUCAUGGAAACAAUUAUCUGAUAUGACUGAAGAUCCACAUUUUUUAAUUAGUCUACAAGAGCUAGAUAUAAAUAAAAUUAAUCAAAAACAACAAACACAAGUACGAACAAAGUUAAAAUUUUUAAAAAAAACAAUCGAUAUUCAAGCGAUAAGUAAAGUGGAAUGUACUAUACUAAACUUUAUUGAAUCUGUCCUAAAAUACUGUUCUAUUUACCACGACAUUUUGCCAUUAAAACAUAAGGUCGAUAAAUAUGAAAAAGAUUAUCUUGAAGCUACAUUAAAACUAAAAGAACAUGAGGAUAGUUUAAAAAAUACACAAUGCACUUUAUUCAAUUUAGAAAAAUCAUUAGAUGAUGUAUCUAAGGAAAAUAUUAAAAUAAAAAAAGAAAAUAGUUUGAUGAAAGUUAAAUUUGAAUACGCUGAUAAUCUAAUACAAGAAUUAAGUUCUAUACAUGAAAGGUAAAAAAAUAACUAUAAUUUAUUAAAAUAAAAUAUAUUUUUCUGAUUUUAAAGUCACUUGGCUCUUAAAAAUACAUUUUUAGGUGGAUUUCUGAUUUAGAAAAUGAAAAAAUAUUAAAAGAUGAAAUAAUUGGCAAUUGUUUACUUGAUGCUUCAUUUUUAAUCUAUGCCGGUCCAUUCUCUUUAGAGUAUCGUAAACAAAUAAUUUAUAAUGACUGGUUUAAUAAUAUUAUACAUUUAAAACUACCAAUAGAACUAAAUUUUAAAUUAGAAAAUGGAUUAAUUUCUGAAAAAUUAUUAAAUAAGUAAGAAUAUCAAUUAAUCUUAAAUCAUAAUCGUAAAUUAAUUAGAAACUAUACAUCAGAGAAACAAACCUUGUUUCAAGAAAAAACAUCAAUAAUUUUUUUUUAAAUUCAAAUUAAAAAUUUUAGAAUAUUAAUCAAAUCUUUUUUAGUUGGAAUUUGAAUGGUUUACCUUGUGAUGAAUACUCUAUUCAAAAUGGUAUAUUAAUUACUCAAUCAAAUCGAUUUCCUCUCUGUAUUGAUCCACAUAAUCAAGGAUUUAAUUGGAUAAAAUAUCACGAAAAUAAUAAUUCAUUAAAAAUACUUUCAUUUGCUGAUUUUGAUUAUAGAAUACAUUUAAAAAGUGCUAUUCAAUACGGACAAUCUGUAUUAUUUAUUGAUUUUGAAAAUAUGGAUGUAGAUUUAAAAGAUCUACUAAAUCAAAGUAUACAAUGUAAGUAAAUAGAGUAAAAUAUUUAAAUUUAAUCUUAUAAAAUAUUUUUUGUUAUAGGUAAUUAUUAAAUCUUUUAUACAUUUUUGCAUAAAUAAUACAUACCUAUGUAUAUUUAUUUUUAGUGAGCUCAAUUAAUUCUGAAUAUAUUAAGGCAGAAGAUCAAACGUGUACUUACCAUGAGAACUUCAGAUUAUAUUUGAUUACUAAAGAAACGAAUCCAAUAAUUUCUACUUACAUCUGUUCCAAUAUGACUAUAAUAAAUUGUUCAAUCACACAACAAGCAAGUAUUCUGUAUAAUAAUGUAAAAUACUAUGUACCAUUUAUUUGUAUAAAUGUACAUACUAGCUCAAUUAUUAGUGUCUUUAUAUCCAAAUAUUCUAUUAGAUAUUUGAAAUGGGAAUUGUGCAACAGGCCAAACGAAAAAUACAUUUUAAUGAUAUAAUUAAGGUUAUGAGAAUUUGAGGAAUGAUCAUGCAAAUGUAUGAUAAUUCCGUGCUAAAAUAUAAUGGUUGAAACAUUUAUUUUAAAAAUUAAAAUAUUUCUAUUAUUGGGUGGGGUUCUACAUAAAUUGUCUUUUGUCUUUUGAUUGUUGUAUUUGUUAUACAUUUAACUAAUCAAUUUUGGUACCUACCUAUAAUUGUACUAUGUAUAUUGUAUAGUAUGGUACAAUUCUGAAUUUACAGAAUUUAAUGAUUAAUUAUCUUAUGCUUUAGGGGUUGGAAGAUCAAUUACUCAAUUUAUUGGUCGAACACGAACUCAAAGAACUCGAAGAUAAAAAAUUAUCAAUACUAGAAAAAAUAUAUCAAAAUAAGGAAACACUUAGAGAAUUAAAAUGUUCAUUAUUAAUAGAAAUCAUUAGUUGUACUACGCCAUUGAUUGAUAACACACAACUUUUGAGCAAAAUUGAAGAUAUAAAAUCAAAGAUCAAUUCAAAUACUGUAGAAUUACAAUUGUCUUUCGAUUCAAUGUCAAUGAUACACAAUUCUAGAAAUGUUUAUGGUUCCAUAUCAAAAAGAGGAGCUUUAUUUUAUAUGAUUCUCUACGGAUUCAAAACAAUCGAUCCAUUAUAUCAAUUUUCAAUUGACUUAUUUGUACAAUUGUUUUUAAAUUCAAUAAAUUCAUCCCAAAAAGAUAAAAUUGUAUUGAAUAGAAUAUCAAAUAUUAUCAAAACACUUACAAAUGAUGUUUUCGAAUUUAGUUGUAUCAGUAUAUAUGAAAAACACAAUUUAUUAUUUUUAUUCCAAAUAGCUUAUACAUUAGAUAAAGAUACUGGAAAACUAUUGGAUUCAGAAUUAUUAUUUUUCAUAAAAGGUAACACGGGUUUCAAGAAAAAUAACAUAGAAAAUCCGACAACGUGGUUACCAAACAAAUGUUGGCAAGAUAUUAUUUAUUUAACCACUAACUUUGAAAGUUUUUCAAGUUUGAUUGACCUUAUUUGUAAUAAUGUCGAGGAUUGGAAAAAGGUACACUUAAUUUUAUAUAUAUAUAAAUAUAUAUAAUUAAAUGAACACUGGAAGAGUAAAAAUAUUGAUAAUUUGGUUAAGUUUUGUAUUUUAUAAAAACCUAAUUGUAAUUAAUAACUAUGGGUUUUUAAAGGCGCUUACUGUUAGUUCACCAUUUAUAAACUAUAUAGGUUUACAAUUUACUAUAUACAGUUUAUUCGCAAUAUAACAAAUUUAAAAAGAUCAAGAAAAAAGUUCGUUACAUCGAGAUUUAAAAAAAAAUUCAGAAUUUAAAUCAACACACUACAAAUAUGUAUUUAUUAGAUACCAGCCAAUGUGUAUCUUAAACAUAGGAGAAAAAAAAGACGGGCAUACUUCGCACGUGGGUGCAGCCACUGUUGUAGGUGGGAAAGUAGGAUACAGAAGGGAAUUUAAUGUAUAUUUGUAACCAACGAUAAACCAUUGCUAUCGAAAAAUCGAUUCUGAGUGAAGUUCUGUUUAUAGUGAUGCUAUGUCAACAAUAUACGUCAUAAUAUCAUAAAAUAAUUAAAUAUAUAUUAAAUUUUUUCUUUAAUAAAAUUUGAUUAAUAUUGAUCCGAUUUCCCCGUUUUUCCUACGUUUUUCCAAUGUUUUUUUUCCGGUUUUUCACAUUUUCUAGAAAAACUGUUGGAAAAAUCGAAAAAUGACCUCCAUAAAGUAUCUUCUCGAUUAGAUUUCUUUCAAGCAAAGUUCUAUCAUUAUAAAUCGGAGCGAAAUUGCUGGUAGAAAAAUUAUUCACAGGAAUAAAGAAGGCCGUAAUAUUAUUAACUAAUACUUACAAUUCGUACAUUUUCAGGUUUUUUUUUCGGUUUUUCACAUUUGAUAAGAAAACUUCUGAGAAAAUCGAAAAAUGACCUUACUAAAGUAUCUCCCUAGUCUGAUUUCCUUUCAAAACACUUAAAACAGAGCAAAAUCUCUGGUAGAAAAGUUGUCCACAGGAAAAAUAAUAAAAAAGUAAACAUCUUUGUAAAACCAUAAGAUUCUUUGAUCCACUCGGAAUCUAAAAUUAAAAAUUUGUAAUAUCAAGCUCCAAAAUUGUAUACAUUCGUUACAUCGCGAAAGCUUUAGCCAAAAUAACUUCGUUAAAUCGAGGGGAAGAAAAUACAUUUAGUUUUUCGUUACAUCACGUGGUUUUCAAGGGACCGACAGUUUCUUGUAUCGAGUUUUUUGUGAUAUCGAGCUUCAUUAUCAUGCGAGUUGAAUGUAGUUUAUUUUUUAGCACAGUAAAAUUCUAAACUGUAAAUAUGACCAUGUCAGGAAUAUUUUACAUUUGUCACAAAUAAUUUUAUUUCAGUUAUUAUAUACGUAUUAUUAAAAUGUAUGUAUUAAAAUACUAUUUAAGUAUAUUUAAAUUUUAAAUGAUAACCCAACCCAAUAAUUAAAAUGUUGUUUACAUGUUACACAUAUAUAGGGAUGGUAAUUAGGUUAUAUACAAUUACAUAACAAUGACUAUUUAUUUUGAAUAAAAUAUUUAUACAGUUAAGUAUAACAUAUUACAACUUGUAACAAUAGGAACUAAAUAUGCAUUCAUUUUAUAAUUUGACUACCUACCUAUAUGAUGUUUUUUUUCUUUCUUUAUAGUGGUUUUAUUCUGAAUGUCCAGAAUCUACAGGCACUAUACCUAUAAAAUUAAAUAAAUAUUUUGAAGUAUUGAUGCUGAUAAGAUGUUUUAGGAUUGACCGAGUAUAUCAAGCUAUUGAUAAUUAUGUUUAUAAAAUACUGGGAGUAAAUAAUGACAGUUGCAUUAACAAAAAGCUUAUAAAGUAAAUCUUUUUGUUUAUUAUUUAAAGUUUUAAAAUCAUAACAUACCUAUUUUAAACUAUUAAGUUUAAAUGUUCUAAAUUAUUUAAAGUAGGUAUAUCUAGGUAUAUUAAAAAUGAAACCAAUUAAGUAAAAAUAAAUAUUAUGAAUUCUUCAUAACAUACAUAUGUAUUAAUAAUAAAUACCUAAUAUGUAUGCACUUAUUACUAAUAUAAGGUUAUAUUUGAAAAAAAAAUAUAUAGUUACUUAGUGUUUCCUAGAUUUGAUAGUUGGUUAUAAGUUGAUAAUUAAUUAGUUGUCAACUAAUACAAAAAUGAAAAAAAAAAAUCAAGUACUUAAAUUAAACUUAAAUAUAAAUUAUGAAGACAGUAAAUCAAAAUACGCAUAGAAACGGAUAGAAAUCAUUGCAUCAAUAUUCUGUUACUUGUUAAUCACUGUUUAACCUUACCUAACCUAAUCUAUGAUUAGAUUCUAUUUCGUAAAUAACUUUGUAAAUUGAAAAAAAUGUACGACAAUCAAUUGAGUAUUUUACCUUAGAGUCGUUUUGAUAUUAAAAGCAUAUUAAAUAUUUAUAGAAAUAACAUUACAAAUAAUAGAUAUAGGUAAUCUUUUAUAUUAGAUAUUUUAUCCACCUAAUAAUUGUCCACUCAUUAAACACCUUUUGAAUUCUAUCUUACAGUUUUUAACAAAAAAUUUAAUUUCUUUUGUAUUUUAAUAUUUAGCUUUGAAUUCAUACAUGAUACAUUUUCAAACUUGACUCCGUGUGUUCUUAUAUUGAAUAAAGGGUCAGAUCCAGCGAAAGAUCUGAAAUCUCUAGCCGAAAAAAAUGACAUAACAGGUCCAACAUAUAAAAUACUUUCAUUAGGAACUUGUGAUGAAAAUGUAUAAGUAUUAUUAUUCAAAAAUAAAUAUCUAUUUUAUUAUGUAUAUGAGUAUAAAACAGCAAUUUUACAAAUUGUUUAAAUAUGUUCAUUAGAUAAUUUAUUUAGCUUUAAAAUCAGCAAUGCACCGUGGAAAUUGGUUGAUCGUACAAAAUUGUAAUUUUUCUAUUCCUUUUUUGUGUGAAAUGGAACAUUUAUUAGAACAAGCAAAUAAAAGUUGGCAUCUAAAUUUUAGAUUAUGGCUUAUAUUUAAUGAUGAUUCAAUAUUAAAUAAAUCAUUUCCAAUCUCUCUAUUGCUCAGAUCGUUAAGAGGUAAAAUUAUAAUUGUUUUUAUUUUAUUUUUACGUAAAUUAAAUUAAUUCAAAACGAUGUUUUGUAAUAGUGAUCGUUGAACCUUCUAAUUGCAUGAAGAUAUGUAUGCAAGAUACUUUAAAAAAAUGUGAUGGAGUAACAAAUUCUCAUCCUUCUUUCAACUCCUUACUAUACACAUCAUUAUUUUUACAUGGAAUAUUAUUGGUAAUACAUUUAAAAAAACAUUUUCUUAGCUUUUAGUUGUAACAUUAAAAGUUGCAUUAUAUUUUAGGAACGUAAAAAGUACAAUAAAAUCGGUUGGAGUUUACCAUAUAAUUUUGAAUAUUCUGAUUAUGCUAUAUGCCAACAAAUAAUUAAUAUUUGUUUGAAAAAAAGUGAACAAUAUGAAAUACCUUGGAUAACUAUAAAAUAUCUAAUUGGUGAAAUUAUAUAUGGAGGAAAAAUAAUUGAUAACUAUGAUCGCCGAAUUCUCUUGACGUAUGUGGAAGAAUAUUUUGGUGACUUUAUUUAUAGUUCUCAUCAACAAUUCAAAUUUUACAACUGCAAAGAACACAAUAAAAUAAUAGAAUAUAUGGAAAUGGAAAAAAAGCUGCUUAGAAGUAACACACAGAGUACAGAUUUGAGUGGUGAGUUUUGUUCUUUGGAAAUUUUGAACUUAUUAACUAUGUGAUGAGCGAAAUAAUUUGAUAAUUUAUUUUUAAUGCUUGACUUUUAUUUAAUGAACUAACACCAAAUUUUAAUAUCCAAAUGAUAAUUAACAUAAUUAUUAUUUUUAGACAAAUUGUUUAGGAAAUUUUGAUUCACAUUUACUUUUACAUAGUUAUAAUUUUGAUUUAUACUUGGGAAAUAACAAUGUUAUACACAGUUUUGUAAAAAAUAUUUACAUAAAAAUGUAUUUUACGAUUAGGUACUCAAAAGUAUUUGAAUACAAACAUAAGUAUCUUUUUUUUUUUAAAUUAUAUAGUAUAUAAUAUUCAUGUUUUAUAGACAGUGUCGUAGACCCGUAGCCAGAGGGGAACUGGAGACACGUGUCCACCCCCCUGAAAUCUGUUUUUUUUUUCUUUUUUUUUGGUAAUUCUGUAGUGUAACUUACAUAAAUUCGCUGCAAUACAACGUUUUAUAUUAUUAAUUACUAUGUAUAAUAUAUGAAUCACUAGUUGCAGAAAGGGGACAUGUACAAUUUCUAACGAAAUUGAUUUAUUACUGGAAAUUAUAUGUAUAUCAAUUUCAUAUAAUAUUAUUAAAUCAAUAACUUGUAGUGUAAUGUACGCCAUACCUAGGCUAGGCUAUGACCUUGACAUAGGUAAUCAAAUAUAACAUAUUAGCAAUGACGUAAGUCAUAUAAUUAAUCCUAUAGUUUAAUACUUCAAUAAAAUAUUUAAAAAAUGAACCAAUAAUGUAAAAAUAUUAAUUUUGAUGACAAUUUUUUUUUGGAUUCGAUUUAGAAAUACCGAACAUGAUAUGGGUCUGAUAUAAUUUAGGAACAAUAAUAUAUAACUAAGUAUAAUACUUACUUCCAUUUUAUGAAUUUUUUUUUUUCAUUGUACAAUGUUUAUUAUGUUAUAGCAAAUCAUUUUUAAUAAUGUAUUUUAUUCCUUUAUCAUUACAGAAGCAAUCAAUACAAUUCCAUUAUAUAUUAAUCCGGAAGUUUGUGGACUAAACACAAAUGUACUGUUAGAAUACCACAGUUCUAUAGUUAACCUUUUAUGGACAGACAUGAUAAAAUUGUAUCCAAAUGUUGAAACUGUUCAAGAUAAAAUUAGCACUGAUUGGGAUGAAGUUGUACAAAAUACUACCGCGGACAUAUUAAAUACGUUGCCUGAACUAUAUAACAUAAAUAAAGUGAAAAUCUUUUAUGGAGAUAAAUGUUCUACUCCUAGUAUAAUAGUUUUACUUCGAGAACUCGAAAAAUUCAAUGCGUUAGUAGAAGUCAUGAAGAACACUCUGACACAACUCGCAGAGGUCGGUAUUUAUUCUAAAACUAUAGUAUAUUAGUAUCUACUCGUAGUUCAUACCUAUUUUUAUAUAUAUAUACUCUUAUAUUUGAAUACUAUUCCAUAAUUGCAGGUGUUUUUAGGAAAAGUAGAAAUGAAUUCAACGUUAGAAGAAGUUUCCACAUGCUUGUAUAUCAGAUGUGUUCCAGCGUGUUGGAUUAAAUGUUCACCACAGACUAUCAAAUCAUUGGCACGUUAUAUAAAACAUCUCACUAAGCGCACCACACAAUAUUCAAACUGGGUAAAUUAAUAUUACUAUUUACUGUGUGUACAUUGCAAUAAAUUAAAUUGUUGUUAACUUUUAAAAUUAAUCAUUUUAAAUUUGUAUGGAUUUCUAGAGUCAAAUCAGAGAACCUCUAGUCAUGUGGUUGUCAGGAUUGCACGCGCCUAAAUCAUACCUAACGUCUUUAAUACAAUCGGCGUGUAGAAAAUAUGGUUGGUCGAUAGAACACAGUAUGUUUUAUACAUCUGUUACUAGGUGGACUUGUGAAAGUGAAGUUCAACGAGAGCCAGACGCAGUAAGUAAAUUAUAUAAUACAUAAAAUUAGUUAAUCAAAUCUUAAUAUAAAACUUUAUUUUGAAAUGUAAUGUAUUAAACCAGUAGGUAAUAACUAAUAAGUAAUGUUAAGCCCUAACCUUAUCCAUUCUAUUUUCGUAGGAGAAUUGAUUAAGCUAAACAAAGAAAAAUAUAAGUUUUUUGUCAAAAUUUCAAAUCUCUAAAUAUAUUUUUAACCUAAUUACAAAAAAAAAAAAUAAAAUAAUGAAACCAUUAUAUCCGUAAUUUUCCCCGUUUUUAUCGGUUUUGCUCAAUUAUUAAGAAAACUACGUAGAAAAUCAAUCAACAUUCUUACUCACCAAUUAGAUCCAAAAUUCAACAAACAAGGUCUCUUGUCGUUUAUCGAUAUGGAGACAUAUUUAUGAUAAAAAAUAUAAAGUGUAAAAAUUAAAAACAAUGAAGUUGGCACCAUAAACAUUUCCUGUUUUUCCUAUAAUUACUUAUCAAGAUUUUCCCAAAACUCCCAAAAAAACAAAAAUUACCUCUUUAAUGCACCAAUUGGUUCCAAAAUGCAUUUAAAACGUCUCUUAUCAUUUUUUGAUGGAGCAAGUUUUCUGUUCAAAAAGUUUCUACAGAAAAGAAAAACAAACACAUUGUAAAACUAAUAGACUCCUCAUUCCACUCCAAAUGUAAAACAUAGAAUUAACCUAUGGUAGGUAUAUUUUAACCUAGAUUGAAUUAGUAUUACCUAUUUUUGAAUAGGUAAUAAUAGAAAUAUUUCUAUUUUAGACAAUAAAUAUUUUACUUAUUAAUUCCGCGUUUUUUUUCUUUUUAACGUGUCAUAACGUCUACAAUGAAUAUUUAUAAUUAAUAUUUUAUUGAUCAUUUUUUUUUUGUUCGUAUUUUAUCAAAUAUAUCGAUUAUCGAUUGGAUAAAAAUGUAAAAAAAAUCAUAGUAUAUUUAUUGUUCAUAGGUACCUACUUCUGUUUAUUAGUUCACGUUCAUUUAUUUUUAUUUUAGGGUUGUUACAUUACCGGAUUAUAUUUAGAAGGCGCGCAUUGGGAUAUGGACAAACAAUGUUUAACUGAAUGUAUAUCUCAUAGUAUGCUCGAAAAGCUGCCGAUUUUAGCUAUUAUUCCUGUUGAAACCCGCCUAUUAAAACUGCCCAAAAGUACAAUCACCAUACCGGUUUACGUAACAUCAAAACGGGGAAACUCGAUGGAUGAAAAUUGCGUGUUUGAAGCCAAUUUAAAUGUGUCAACACACAAUAGCUUUUGGAUACUACGAGGAGUUUGUGUUGUUAUGAAUUGUGAAUAAAUAAUUUUGUUCGUCUAUUCUUAAAAACAAUAUUGGUAAUUUAUAUUAUUCGAUCAUAAAUAACGAACUUUACAAUAUGAUAAGCAAGUAAG